This is a messenger RNA of Porites lobata, 72844 nucleotides long. Lineage: Eukaryota; Metazoa; Cnidaria; Anthozoa; Scleractinia; Poritidae. The record is from the annotation of a GenBank genome assembly.
CGUGGUUUUUCCUGACCAAGAUGGCGUCUGUUGUUGGCUGCCUUCUUGUUAUUGGCUUUUUUCAAGGAUCUGUGCUCGGUGAACAGCAACAAAACACACUCAACGUCCCGCAAGUUCUGUUACCUUACGCUCCAAGAGGAUCUGUGCACACAAAUUUUACACUGAAAGCUUUGCAGGGCUGUUACCUGUGGUAGGUCGAAUUUUCGUGCAAAAUUGGCGCCAUUUUACGGUAUUAAGCUUAAUUAAACUUUAUUAAGAGUUUGACAUAAACAGCGAGAGUCACCUAUCAUGUUUUCCCAUAGGUUAUCUAACAGACCUGAGGUUGCUACUGUACAGCCUGUGUACAACAACGAGGAGGAUACAACUGGUAAGGGACCGUUAUUCAUCCACUCUAAAUUCGAGAUUGCUCCGAAUCUCGCAAUGUAGAAAAAGUUUUCUUAUUAUACGAGAAAAAAUUUAAAACAAAUCGUAGGAUAAGAAAUCUUUUUUCUGUAAUUUAAACAGGCAGUUUGAAUUGACGAGAACAAAAUCUUAUUCUAUGAUUUGUUUUAAAUGUUUUUCUCAAUGCCAAGCUGUAACAGUCUCAGGUGCUAGUAUACAGCCGAGCGAACGAAGAGAUAGUUCCUAAUCGCGAAAGUUUUGCUCAGCUAGUGUUGGAUGGUUUCGACAAUGCAGACCCAUUAACCCAUUUUGCAGGCCUUGAAAGUCUUGGAAUUUAAUUGUCGGUCAUGGAAAGUCAUGGAGAAUUGAAAUUAUAUUUGUUAGAUUAGUUUGUGCACACUCCAAAACAAGGACAAAAAAAGGACAAAACAGCUUUUAAAAAAUGGCACACAUUUUGGGGGAGAGUGAAGUGUUAUCUGUUGAAUUGAGUUAGGUAAAAAUACCCCAAAACAGGAUAGUUUUAAAAAUUUUCUUAAAUGACAGCUUUACCUAAAGUCAUGGAAAACUGGAAAAGGUCACGGAAGGUCGCUCUGAAUUCGUAUAUCACUCUUUCCUUUUUCCUUACUAAUUUGGAACUGUAACAAUAAAUAUGUUCAUACACUCCUGUAGUUCCCUUGAAAUCCAUACCCCAUUCCAGGUAUACACGUUUUAAGACCAAAGCGGCAUGGCUUACAUAAGGGAGUACCCCCCCCCCCCUGGUAAUACAUAUCCAGUAUAUUUAAGCUAGUGAAGUUUGUACUGGGGUGCACACAAACUUUAACUGAAAAACUAUGCAAAUUUAUGGCGAGAAUUCCAUCAUAAUGACACUGGGUAAUUCCCAAAAUAUCCAUAAGAUAUCCCAGGUGGCUUCCUAAUACAGUAAAUCCCCCUUGCCUGUGGAAUUUCAAGACUUUUGACAAGACUUUUGCCACCAACUGAAUAUCAGAGAUUCAUUUGAAGUCUAGUCCCUGACAGUGGCGAAGCUACCCAACUGGUUUGAAGUCUGUAGCUGAUGCAACUUGAGGGCUUCUUGCAAAGGUCCUGACAAGUAAGCAUUACUGGCUCAGUGGCCUCAAGGAAAAUGCAGUGUGUAUGAGAAGGGUUCAGAAGAGUGUCUAGAUGAGAUAGUAAAAACCAAAAAUGACCCUUCAAUCCAUUGAAGUAUGCCGUUUGUAACUGGCAGUAACUUAUUGGCUGAGGUGAAGAAACAAGGCAAACGUUAAGGUUAUGAGACUUGGAGUGGAGUUAUAUUGACCCCAGGUGAAACAGACAGAGUUGGAAACUGUAGUUGAAACAAGCACAGGAAAGGUUUCCUGAGGUAAUGAAAGAUUUGAUUGGAGCUAAAGAAGUCAAAGGCAGAUAAUGCUGCCAGCAAUGGGUUCAGGUGGGAUUGGAGUACUUGGUGAAGUGUUUGAGUCGCUGGUCUGCAGGACUUACCACUGAUGAGCUGCAGACUGCUUUCAACAAGGUAGAAGCCUUGAUGAACUCGAGACUAUUGACACGUGAAGGAGCUGACCCCCAAGAUGAACCAGUGUUGACACCUAACCACUUUUUAGGUGGGCAUCUGGGAGGACAACUAUCACCUCAAAGUUACUGAUGACAUAGCCUCUUAUCCCAAGAAUUGUAUAGUUGAAGACUGAUUCAGAACCUAGUGAAGAUGUUCUGGAGCUGGUGCUGGAGAGAUCAAUGUUGUUUUCAUCACACUUAACACCUGAAGGAAAUGGAGAGAGGCAAAAUACAACCUAAAAGCUGGGAAUGUAGUGGUUGUUUUUUAUCUUGAUGCUGCAUGCUGUUAGUGGCAUCUGGGUCGAGUAGAAUAAGAAAAAUUUUUUUUUUUUUUCAAUCUUGAUCAAAAGUUUCUUUCAACUGCUAAAAAAAAAAAAAAAAAUAGUAAUCCAUGCUGUUAUAGUGGCAUCUAGUCCGAUUUAAUGGCUCCUUCAGCAACCGACGUCGAUAUCAAAUAAUAAUAAUAAUAACAAACCAAUAAUCAAAAUAAAUAAACCUUUGUUCCAUAUAGAUGUCUAUAUGAUUAGCUGUUCUAGGCAUUUUACAAUAUCACAAAAAAUGUAUUAAAACUCUAAACAAUGCAACAACUACAUUAUAAGUAUGAAAAUUAAAUAAAAAUCUAUUUAUAAAUUAAGAAAAAGCAUGGUGAAAUAAAUAUGUCUUUAAGUGUUCCUUGAAAGAAUUCAAGGAAUCAGCAUUUCUUAAGGAUGCCGGUAUGCAUAAUUUACAGUACAGGCCACGGGCAUUGCAGCAUUACACGCGCGUUUAUGCGUGGAAAUCCGCCAUAUUGCACGCAAAUUCUAUGAGAAAAACACUCGUGUAAAAAUAUACACGCAAAGAUACACGAGAAAAUGCAUGCAAAUUAGGAAAAUUUGGGUGUAAAACUUUACACGCAGAUUGUUAUAAUUUGCUUGUAUUCGGUUUAUGUGAGUUCUUAUAUCGCUGGCUGAGCGAGUGCAGUUGUACUUGUGCGGGUGGCUUUAAUUUGUUAGCAUAAAUCAAACUUUCGAGGCACGUUCAAAUGUUAGAAUUUUAUGUUAUCGAGCUAAAAGUGAUCCAAGCUUUUUGAUCGAAUGAACAUUGUUUGAAUAUUUAUAUGUUCUUCGCUUGAAUCUUCAUUUGUAGAGGUUUCAACUAAAAUCAGAUUCAGUUAUCAAUUCGCAACUAUUUUGAUGGACCAACUACUCUGUAAUGUGACGCUGUAAUUUACAUCUCUUUUUUGGUGAAGGAUCGCUUCUACAUGUAUUUUGUUCAUGGCAUUUCAUCUCCUACUUUUAGUUAGCUCACUGCUUUGAGUUAUUUUCUUCUGCAACAAUCUCCUUUCUCCUUCCUGCAAUGUAGGUCCGAAAUGAGAAAAAUUUCUUUACGCAACACCCGGCGUCACUCAGUCGCAUUGUCCGUCUACGUUUAAGCAAACAAUCCAGCGUUACUGCAAGAACUAAUGUUUUCACCAAGGAAAGGUUUUCUUUUAAGGUCUAUGUUUUCAGCAAAGCGUGUUUAAUUCUUGUCAAGGGCAAAGAAAAUAACACGCUGCAUUUUUAUCGUUUACACAAGCUUCUAUUUCCAGAAAACGCAUGGAAUUGAAUUACUUUAAAUUUUGUCUAUCUUCAACAGAUGGCGCAUUGCAAAUAACAUGCAAAUUCGGAGUGAAAUUGUAUCCAAGUUUAGUAAUGCACUGAAAUUUUAAAGCAACAACUAAGGGCAUAUCGUUAAGCCCAACGCUAAUUCAAUGUCAGGAUAAAGGCAUAUGUAAAAGAGAAACCUGGUCUCUAAAAUUUAGUGCCGAUCGUGCGAAAUCCCUGGGUGAAAUCAAACCCUCUAGUCAUCCCGAUUGUUCGAACUCUCGCUAACUGGAACAUCGCGCUUACUCAAGUCAAUUUCCCCUGGGUUUUCUUCAUACAGCCAGUGACUGUAAUUUACCUUAGCUAACUCAAAGUAAUUUUUUGUUUCCCUUCAGAUCAUUUCUCUACAAUUUUACCCUUGAUAACUCGAACCAUGUAUUAUAAACAAGUCUGAACUGAAAAAAACAGUAUACUGAAGUCCGAGCCCGAGAGUCCGAGUGCCUGCUACGCAAGCUAAAACAUAUUUCAAAACAACAUUUGUGGCAAGUAACAUGCAUCCAAGUUUACAUGUAAAAUAGCGCUUCAGCCAACAGCCAAGGAAAUCGUUGAUUACAAAACAUGACGUUCGCAAUCGUAGCAUAAUUGUAGUAAGAGAAACUGUACAGUAAGUUGUUUUCUUUUUCACCGCGAAAACACGUUUCGGUUUCUAACUUAUAUCAGCCACAUUUGCUGUUACACGCAACUUGCGGGUAUUUUUAUAAGGAAAAUCAGUCACCUUAAAAAUACACUCAAAUUUGGGUGUAAAAAGUCUGCACGUAAAAGCUCGUGUAAAAAUUUACACGCAAGUUUUUUGCAUGGAUUUUUCGUGGAAAUCCGCCAUGUUGCACGCAAUUUAUGCGCGUGUAAGUGCUGCAAUGCCCGUGCCCUGUACUGUAGGUCUUGCAAUAGAAAGUCUUUAAUCACCAUAAGUAAAGUAACUUAUUCGAGCAAAAACGGAAAGAGUAGGAGCUGCAACAAAAACUGAGCAAAUUGGGUAUACGACUUGGUGAAAGUCCAUUGAUAGCCUUAUAUACUAACGAUAAGAUUUUAUAAAUAAUAAUUAUGGUAUUCAACAGGCCACCAAUGUAAGUCUAUUAAACUGGGUGUUAUACAGUAUGUAGGUUCAUACAUGUACUUAGCUUCUUGGUGAAUGUUUUGAUGCACACUGCUCUAUUCUGAACUAGCUGUAGGUGGUUUAAGAGAACUUUAGGUAGUCCAUAUAGAAUCGCAUUACAGUAAUCCGAGGUGGUAGUCACAAAAGCAUGAAUAAUUGCUUCAGUAAGUUCACGAUCCAAAUAUGGAUAUGUAGUAGAAGUGUUUGUGGGUUAGGAUGGACAAGUGCGCAUUAUCCUGGAGGUAAGCACAAGGGACCAGAAGGUUAUACACCUAUUGACAAGACUGUUGGAAGGGAGAGGAGGGGUGAGGAUGGACACAUGAUCAACCUGAACUUGUUGUUUGUAAGUACCAGGUGCUACUUGCAAGGUUGUACCCUAAGAAAAACUGAAUUGAGCCAUGUCCUCUGAAACUGUAGAAUGUAGGGUGCCUAGCAUGUGAUUUGUGUGAAAGUAGGAAGAUUUUCUAGUUGCAUGGGCUCUGCUAAAGCACAGCCUUGUCCUGUGGGGAUGAUGGAAAUUGAUGGAAUAAAGAGUUUUAAGAGCACAUUGAAAAUGGCUGUAGUGUUUUGUGUGAACCAGGUUUUAGAAUGGAAUUUUGUGCACCUGAGUAUAUCCACUAAAGGAUAACAAUGUUUUGGAAAUUUUUUGUUAUAUUAUAUAACUUUUUUUGUUUACUGUGAUAUGUAUAGUUCUUUUUAAAGGUUAUGUAAUGCUGUUGUAAUUCUUUUCCAGGAAAAGUAAUAAAGUCAAGUUUUCUUAGCAGUGCUUAUAUAAAAGGAAAUGGUACAUAAAUAUAUCGUAAAUUUCUGUAACUGAGACUGAUAAUGUCUUUUCUUUCAAUGCUACUCUGCUACCAGCUUGUAACAAAAACAGUUUAAUGCUGUGUCCUAAAGUUAUUAGACUUCAAUUAUUGAAAGUCAAGGAAAAUAUCCUGUCCAAAAACUCCAUGGUAAAAUAAGGCUGACUGAUUCCCACUUUUCACGUCACUUGUAUCUCCUUUGAAAGUCUUUUUAGCUGUUCUCUUCCUGUGUCAUUUUCUCAGCAGCCAGACAGUUUGAUAGAAAAUGUUCAAGAGAAGCUCUAGUUACUGCACAGGCAAGGCUUCCAGAGAGACAAAUGACUGAAAUCUUAGCGGAAGAGGAAGGUACAAUUUCUUUACUCAAAAUAAUUGUCUUUCUUUAAGUGAAAGUUACUGGUAUUAUCUGGCAAGUGGACUUUUAGACUUUACUAUAAUUGCCUGCUCAUUAUUAAACAGUCAGGAGGUGUGUACUGCAUUACUCAGCCAAUCAGGCGUGAGAAACUAAACCACAAACAAAUAUAGUACUUAUUUGUGGUGUUGUGUCCUGAUAUUUGUUGCGAUUGUAUGCAGUCACAACACAAUAAAGAGUUUGAGUAAUUUUCAAGAGUCUGAUAAAAGCAAGUCGGAAGUCUGACAUAAGACAUAGAAAUAAAUAGUUACGUAGAGCCGUUGUUUGUGAUCAGUUGUGAUCUCAGCGGAUGUUUUUUUAUCCUUAUAUUUCGGUGGUUGUCAUUAUUAAUUUACUGUCUUCUUUGGUUCAACAUUUCCCACAAAAUUAAAAAAUUGAUAACAACAACCUGAAAUUUCAACAUUGAAAGGAAGUCAAAGGAAGUCUGCAUGGACUCCCAAAGUGGUUUUUGUGGUUACGUCACAUCAUCCGGCAACUGCCGUCAAGUUACAUGUUUGCUCUUACCUCUUUUGUAGGAUUUCAUCGGAGAUCUUUGAAAAAUUGUUUUAGCAGAGGCUGAUUUUCUCUUUGACUCCAGUUUGCCAUCAAUUUCUUUUUAUUAGAUCUUGUACCACUGGGUAAUAUGUUGUAACAAAAGGAAAUAGUCUCUCUAUACUUUUUUGCUUUUGUUUUAGCACCGAUUGUCUUAUAAUACAGCUGUAAGUCAAAGUUAACCUCUGACAACGACCUUUCUCUAUCUUGUUUAGGAUACCUGCGUGCUUCAAGGCAUUGUUAAAAGUUUGCAAAGCACUCUUUAAAUGUUUUUGAAGAGUUUGUUCUAACCAAUCUUAUUGCUUCACCUGUAAUGAAACCUCUUUUUACCCCGGAGGGUGGUAAGAGGUAAAGUGUGUACAUGUAUAUUGCAAGGUUUUGAUUGGCUUAUAGUGGGUUGUGAUGUCCAAGAUGGAUUUCUCUGUGAAUCGCUCUCUUUUGAAAACUACAUGUAUGGUGAAUUUCAAGGAAAGUUAUUUCAUUCUUCGAUAUUUCGGCCCGUGAACUUUAUUGUGAGAUGGAACUUGUUAGCUUCUUUAAUAAAUCGUGUUGGAACUUGUGUAUUUUUUGCUUUAUACUUUAGCAGUAACAAAGUGCAUCUCACUGCUAUUAUUCAGGGAACAUGGCGAAAUAAAUUAUUUUUUAUCAAUUAUACAUAAAUUAUUAUUAUCAUUAUUAUUAUUGAUUAUCACAAUUAUAAUUAUUUAUUGUUUCACACUCUUGACAUAUCACUCUCGACAAUCACUCUCGACAAUUACUCAGACUCCUCAAUAAAUAUUUCUGAGUUACAUUACACAGGUUUUUGUUGUACAAAGUAUUUCAGGUGUUCUCAGGUUUUUUAAGUUUUGAUUAGCAAUGACAAAUAUUAUUAUGCACAUAUCCAUUUAGCAGCUCGCAGCGAAGAUAUCUGCCUGUACAUUUUAGAUUACACUUCAUACCUGUAUUGGAAUGGACUACAGAAUUACUGAUCUACUGUGAAAUUCAGGAGAAGCCAAGGAAAGAAUUGCUAACAUUGCUUGAAAGAAACAUACAUGUAUCUGUUUUAUACAGUUAAAAAAAUUAUGCAAUGUGGUAUGUUUAUGGCGGUUAGUCAUUAUUUGCAUUUCUGUCCACACUUAGUGAACUCCUCUCAGGUGAUCAGCAGCAAUAUCGGGCAGGAAGUAGGGGUAUUUAGCAAAUCUUGCCAGCUACUGGAACAGUUGACUGUCUACAGGCCAGCUGGUCUCACUGGAGGUCGUCUGAGAUCCUGAGAACUCAUCAUCCUUAGCUGCAGUUAUUAAGAGCACUUCGACUCUAAAUCAAAAUGUCACAAACUUAUUCAACGUUUUUAUCUCUUUAGUGACAAGUAUGAUUUUGCGAAGUGAUGUCUUUGUGGACACUAUCAGUAAGAUCGAGAUCUUAACUACCACAAGAGAGUUGCUGCUUGGAGAACCUCCAGAAGUUUGUCAUAUACAGGCAUUUGACACUGAAGGUAACAAUAACAUCUUUAUAUAGCAUUGUUUAAAGAAUUAACAGUGUAACCUUUCAAGUAAAUUUAUCUCUACCACAACUGUUAGAGUUGUUUUUCAGAAAGUGGGGAUUUAACACUGUUGACAGUUUCUCAGUUGUGUCAGACAACACCAGAUUAGAAAGGGUGGUGUAAUAAUGGAUAAAACACUGUCUUGAAAAGAGCUUGUGAGCACAGUGGAUAAAAAGAUCCCCUCUAGAUUAGUAUUAUUGUGUUAAGGGCGAAAAGUCCUACCAAAUUCUGCUUGCAUGGUUGUCUUGAAUAGCUCCUGUGGUGUGUAUAAUUGAGGGCCAUUGCUGUCAAGUUGUAUUAGGCUGGCACCAUCUCUAUGCCAUAACUUCCUAAAAUCUGUACUUUCUUAAUCUCAAAUAAUGCAUCUGCUGAAUGGCAUGUUAUCUGCUGAGCCAGACUCUGUUUAAACCAGCUGCUCUUUUAUUGCUAAACCAGAUUUUCUGUAUAAAUAAAUAAACUAAUUAAUUAAAUAAAAUUGUCCUUAAUUAUUUUGCCUUGUCUUUACUCUUCAACCGCUGUAGUUCAUAAAAGUGAGAGCAAAAUGUUCAAAACUCAAGUGAAGCCAUAAUCUAUAAGUAACUGGUUUUACUGCAAAGUAGUGAACAGUGUUUUGCUCUGCAUAGGAGUGUUGCAUAUUUGAUUGUACAAGCAUACUUUGUUUAUAAGUUACACCUGCAUUGGAAAUCACUUAAAUAUGUAAUUAGAGGGUUGAACAGCGAGAAAUUUCUUUUGUGUCUAUUUUCUUUUUGUUUCCUUUGAAAGUAAAGGUGUAGGCAGGGAUCAGGAAUUGAAAUUCAAGCUUUCGCCGAUCAACAGCAUCAUAUGUAAUAAGAAGCAGGGCUGUGCUCUAGCAGAGCUCAGUGGCCCCUGGCACCUAACUUUUGCUCUUGGGUGACUGGGAAAUACAAAUCAUAUGCUGGGCACCCUUGAUUUUACAGGUUCAGAGCACUGGGCUCCCCUCAGUUUUCCUUGGAUCACACCGUUGGGAAGGUCGAAGAGCGAGAAAUUACAUGAUACCAUUAAUCGGUGAAAACUUGGUUUCCAAUUUUACUUUUUAAAAGCAGCAGUUUAAGGCCUCAUUAGAACAAUGUUUUUUAUUUUUAAUCAUGCUACUGAAGGACAACAUGAACAGAUUAAUAAAACUGUUUACAAGGGUACAUUGUAGCUAUUGUUUUAGGGUCUGAAAGCAAAAGUUACACUUGUAAAAGUUUUGUUAAAUUGACUCCAGGGCCCAGUUGUUCGAAGGCCGAUUAGCGCUUAACGUGGGGUUACAUUUAACCAAGGUUUCUUUUUCUUUCGUUCAAAAGCAUUUUCUCGGGUAAUUUUCUCUGUUAUUUUUAGAGCUUCCAAUCAUCAACUUGUAGAAAAAAAGAAUUAAAACUGAAAUGCUUUUUAAGCUUUCAAAUCUAAAUUCAAAUCUCGCACUAACCUUGGGUUAACCCAGCUUUGAACAACUUGGCCCUGGCUUGUAAAAGGUGGGGGAAAUCCCCAGCCCUUAGAACUUGAUGAAAGUACCCUAAUUUGCCAUAGGAAAUACAAGGUUAAGCAGCAAAUGGUUAGAAUGAACUUCUGGAUUGUUGCUUUUGGAACAGGUAAUGUGUUUUCUAGUCUGGAUGGUGUUGAAUUUGUUUGGGAACUUAAAACUGUGGAAGGAGUUGGAUCAGUUAAUGCUGAGUCUGUCUUAAGGUGAGUUAUGUUCCACAGGGCUCCUGGCACAGUCCUGAAAAGAAUGUGUAUAAGUUGUUUAAAAUUAAUAGAACCUUGAGAAGUGCUUAAAUUCUCUAAAAAUUAUUGGAAAAUCUUUGAGAUAAGUAAUGGAGUAUGGAAGAAUUAAAGAGAAUUUUUAUCAGCAUGGAUCUUAGCAGUGUUCUUCCUUUCUAAUAAAAAUUGCUCAGCAAUCUGCAAAAGUGACAAAAUAACUUCAGUACAUGUAUCUUACUAACAACAACAACAAGAACUACUUUAUUUUUUUGUCUGGGUGGUUUACAGACUGAAAUUAACAUACUAUACAUGUACAUGUAGCUAACUACUAAACAAAGGUAAGUUAACAGUUUGCUGAAGUACCGUGUAUCAUAAAUUAAAGAAAACUAACAUGAUUGACACUUGUGAUGAUCUAAUUAGGUUACUCACUCCUUUGUUUGUUGUUUUCCUUUCAGGUUUAUGCAGUUUGAGUUUUCAAGCUAUGAAACCUGUCCUGAGAUAUAUUCUUUGGAAGAGAAGGUUUUUAUUGUUCAUAUACAUGUGUACAUUGUAUCUACUGGUGCACGUGUGUGGGCUGAAAAUAGACUUUACAUGUAGUUGUCUUCUGAAGUACAGUGUAUAGUUGGAUAGUAUUAUAGAGGAUUCUUUCCUUGAAUAAUUAACUUUAAUAACUAAUUACAGUUUUAUGCCUUCUUAAAUGGUAGGAAAGGCUGAUACAUGUACAUGUUGACUCGUAAUUCCUUGUUGUUGUUUUUUUUUUUCACAAGAAAGUGCUUGUUAGAGUGACACCCCAAUCCCAGGAGUAACAAAAUUAUGACUUCAACCUCACUAAUGGUAAAAUGCGUGUACAUGGAACAGGACCCUGUUAUUUUUCCCCUGUUUUAACGAUUUUGAGAACUUUCCAUUCACUUUGUUCACUCUGAUAUAAUUAUUAGGGUUGCACUGAUUUUGUUGGAUUGGGGACUUGGUAGGGAUUCCCUGAGUUUUCAUUUAUCGAAGGUACACGUACCAGUACAGUAAUUACUAACUAUGAGAAAUAGUGGUGCUUUGUGUUAUUUCUUAAAACUUUAAAAUAACAAAAAUGUAAAUAUAAUGGCUCACUACAGCACAAUCAAAACACAAAUGGACAUCCAACCAAUAAGUUUUUGAGAGCAACAACAACUGCCAGUAAGUGGGUGAAAUGUUACAAUGUACAUCUUUAUUAAGAUUUUGGUGCUUGCGAUAGCAACCAAAUUGUAGUUGUACAUUCACCCAAGUGCUACUUAAAAUAUAGGUACAAAAGUUUGUACCUUGGAUUCGUAGGUUACAGCUUAACGACUUGUUCAUUUUCGUUAAACUUGUUGUUUUCAUUCCUUUUCACUAAAAGGAGAGCUCAGUUUAACAUGGUACUUGAAUCUGAUUGUUUAGGGUCCUGUAUCAGUACUAUAGACUCUGAACAUUACAGGUACUAUCUUUUAUUUAAGGGCUCUCGUGGGAGCAGUAUUGUUGUUGAACCAAUAAACACUGGAACAGCGAUUGUCAAGGCAAAACUUAAGGACAAAGCCUUUGCUGUAAGUGAUUUUGUUCGAAUAGCAGAACAAUGUUAUUACAGUAAAAUCCUGCCCUACAACCUCCCCCUGUACGUGACUAACUUGUUACUGCAACAUCAUUUUUUUGCCCUUCCCUUAUAUUUUCAACUCCUAGUAUUUGAAAAACCUUUAGUAUGACCAACUCUCAAAUGCAACCAGACUUUCGUGGCUUAGCCUGCGUAGCAGGCGCUUGGAAGUAGUAGGCGCAAGAAAAAACGGGUGCGCAAGAAGGAGACACGCGAGGGGAGAGGGAGUGCCUGCCCAGAAGGCCCACGAAAAUUGUCUCCCACCCCCAACCUAAUUACCUGGCAGCCGUUGCAUGAUGUCAAAAGUUUUGACAGAAAACAACUGACCUCGCACAAACAAAGCGUGCCGCCAAAAAGUGUUGUACAUUUUAUCCUCGGUCUAAAUGUUUCUGUUAUAAAGAUCAGCUGGGUUAUCUGAUUAUAGAGGGAUGGAGCGAUAAACUGAUGGUUAACACAGCUUUAAAUCGUUUUUAACCACGGGCACAAUAAAUACUUUUAGGAAAGAACAAAGUCAACAUGGGUAUCUUUUAAAGAAUGCAUGCUGUGUAUUAUAAAAAGUUGUUAAAUGUUGUUCUCUGAGCUUACUUACCACAACUGUACAGACACCAACGAUCACAGCGUACGUGGAAAAUGACCAUUGCUUUUACUGCGUUAAGUGGCAGCCAUGUUUGGAGCAGACAUUUCUCACUAAGCUGACCUAAACUUCAGAACACAAAGUGUACCGACACACUUUCUACUGCAGUAACGAGACAUAAACAACAGACCUCAGGUCGACUCCGAACGGCGAAUAAUACAAUAGUGAAAGGUUUUUUCAAAUUCAUGCCCCUGGUAAGUGUUUCGUUUCAUCAAUCUUUAUCAUAAAACUGUGAAAGGUUUGAACCCAGGAGUCAUAUCAAAAGGUUGAGUUUGAUCGUCCGGGUGAACGUAGUCCUGAAUAGGACUGUUGUUGACAGUGACUGACGUUUCGACAACCUGUGCGGUAGUCAUCUUCAGAGUCAAAGUGAGUUGUGUCACGUCAGUUGAUGGUAUUAUACUCUGGUUAUUGAUCUGAUUGGUCAAUUAUGUCGCGAUGUUAUUGGUCGUCUGUCAGUUAAGCCGUGAUGUUAUUGGCUAUGAAGACUGGUAAUCAGUGAUUGGUGCGUUUCGAUCCGUCUAUUGUCACAGUUAAACGGUCGUCUAUUGUUAGUCAAAUUGUCAGUUCUCCAGUUGUUCUCUCGUAGUUAGUUUUCCUUGAUCUCGUCAAUAAGUCGUUUGUACGGCGCUGGUAACUGUUGGCUACGGUUCAGUGGCAUUUGUUCUAAGUUAGUAAACCAGCUUUCUAAAGUAAGACGUUGAUAGUAGUCUGUAGAAUACGUUAUACAUGUCGCAGAGUCCCAGUCAAUUUGAUGUUUCGUCUUUAAAUGGUGCUCAGCAAUGUGAUUGUUGACGUCACCAUUCCUCGUCGCGCGUUUGUGUUCGGUCAGUCGCGUGCUUAGGUUUCUGCCGGUUUCACCAAUGAUGGUGAUGCGUUUCAUCGACAACACAAGCCGGCAAGUUCUCCUGAGCAAAGAAUAUUUCUUCUGAUCUUCAUUGCAACGAUUCAACAAAUCUUUGUCUUCUGCCACUUCUGUUAAUGCGUAUCUGAUGUCAGUUCUUUCCAUCGUGAAUACCGUUUGAACACUCCAAAUUUUCUUUGAGAUUACAGCCACAUAGUCCCAUUAAACCAGAUUGAAGUGACCUCCGAGACCUGAACUUUGAUUGUAUACAAUUUAGUGGUUUCAGGAGCUAGUGGUGUAAUAUAAGACCUUCACUACGUUGUCCAUGUACUAUUGAUUGACAGUUCUCUCACCCCGUGCAGUACAUUUUUCCCUCGGGAGCCUGUCGACCAACUGGAAAUAUCUGCACUCACAGAAUGCGAGUUGAAAUGAUUUUCGGGGGCCUGCCGUGCAGGUGCUCCCUCACCCCUUGUGUCUCCCUUGCACUCGCCUGUUCUCUCUUUCGCCCUCUACUUCCAAGCGCCUGCUAUGCAGGCUAUUCGUGGCUUGUUUUGGUCGCUUAGACAGGGUCUCACCGUGUUAAAUGUAUUACGAAGUUAAACUUUUGCUUGCAAUGUCAUGUGUCCUAACUUGGAUAAGACAUCAUGACCGUUCAAAUAGCAAACCCACUGCAGUACUUAAAGAUUUUCAGUGGUAACAGAUUAAAGUGAUGUGGGAGUAUAGUUAUUUUCUGACAAGUUUUUUGCCAAUGUUUAGAAUGUACCUCCAGCUCAAGUAAAGCUUAUUGUACUGGAUAAUGUGAUGUUGGUACCAGGACAUGAUAUGUACAUUCUUGUUAACACGUCAAUCACAUACAGCGUCAUCAGAUUGCGACAAGGCAGGACAGCAGGUUAGGUUUUUGUUGUCUAGUUACUGUAGUAAUGCAUAGCGGAACUCCACGCACGCAAGUAGAGCCCCAUAGCUAAGAAAAUUUGUUAUCUAUCCAUGCAAAAAAAUUUGGCAGUCACGUGACCAUACGUCUGUCCUUCCAUCAAUCCGUCCAUACCACAGGGAACCAAUGUUAAAUCUCACAAUCAUUUUCUAGCUAGUGUGGGAGCCUGCAACCUGAUAGUGCACAUCCAUAUUGUGGUCAAUUGACAGCUGUCAAAACAGGGUAUCUGCUGACCUGUGUCACAAGACUGUAUCACAGGAUCAGGUGUCGACCCAUCAAGUUUGCAUGUUUUUUUUUUAAGUUAUCUGCUGACAAGUUACUGAUUUUCAAAUGAUCGCAGGCUCAAGUGAAAUUUUUUUCCAUCCACAGGUCAUAAGUUGUGUCUAUAAGCCACGCUAUUAAAGUUUUGAUUUCAAACUGACUUCAGACUCGAAAAUUCAGCUAGUUUUUACAGGCAGGGAAGGCAGUUGCUUUUGGCUUUUCUCACUGUGCUCACUUGUUGGUCAUGCUCUACAUCCCAUUUUUAUCUCUGAUUGGUCAAAAUUUGACAGGUGAAUUCAUGUCAAAAAUCUAUACUGCAUCUGGAAACUUGUUUACUGAUAGCUGAAGCUGACAGAGUUUUGUGUCAUCUUAUGAUGUUAUUAACUGUCUUUUUCCUCGUUUUCCCAUGAACCAAAACUGACAUUAUAUAUUUCCAAAAAAGUCAUUACUUAAAGCUUGUAGCACCAUGAAGCACUCAUAGUCAACAAUAAGAAUAAAUUACAGUGGUAAGAUGAAAAUAAGCUUAUGUGAAUUAUUAGUAUGUACACAGUCUGUAAGAGUAACCCGUAACACAUUAAAUAUCAUUAUCGUACACAAUGUAUUUGUCCAGUGCCUCCAAAUAAUUAUAAUGAUUUCUGGUGUACAUUCUUUUCUACAUUCAGAUUCAUGGUUGUUUAUCAUUGUAUAACCUUUAAUGUUCAUGUUACGCACGCAACAGAUAAACACACACAGUGCAGAUAAACUUGCGAAGAGUAGAAUAAUUAUUGUUUUUGUUAAGUAUAGUUCCUUUGUAUUAUACUCUGAUUAUAUUUAUUCUCGGCUGAGGAAUUACUUUAUAUGCAGGGAGAAAUGCAAAACUUGAAAAUUAACUACGGAAAGUGGACAUAUUUAUAAUUUUGUGACUGAAAGUGCGUGAACCCCAAUGUCUGUUUCAAUGUGCGAAUUGUAAACAACAGUUCUAGUUGCAUUUCACCUAGGAUUUCAGAUCAAAGUUCCGCAAUACACAGUGACGUGUUACAUACUGAUAACAACCGAAACAACUGAACAGCAGGGAAAUUUAUUUGAUUUUCAAUGCGAUCGAAUGUGACCUGUCAACUCCCCAAUCAGUUCAGGCAUUUCAAGCUCUGAACCAGAACGUGCUACACGUACAUUACUUGCAUGUGAGACAGUUUCCGGUAGCCUUAUCGGGAGCUUCACCUUUAGCCCUGGCUAAAUCUAUAUAUCAGAAUACUGCUAUGGUUAUUGAAAAAGUCCUGUUUUUUAAUGAAUAUUUAUGGAGUUUUCACCAUCCUGUUUCGCUCACCUCUCACCUCUCUUUAACAGUUGUUCCAAUGCCGUCUUCACAGUUUGAGUUUAAACUGAGCAAUACCUCUGUGGCUCAACUAGAUGUCAAGAAGUCAAGUGUGUUGGGUGUUAAGCUAGGCUACACAAAAGUAACUUUAGAGGACAAAAGUAUCCUUUGUGAUUUAAGUAAAGCUGAAGCUGUCAAAUUCCGGUGUGUUAAUGUCAAUUGGUGGUUCCAGAAAAUAUCAUACUUGUACUACAGAAGGCAUCUCAGAACUUUGAAGGGGAGGGGAGGGGCCAGUGAACUGGAAUUCCAAGUCAAUGGUGGGCAUCAUUAGACUGCAAUUUCAAAGGCUUGGGGGCAGGGGCUUUCAGCUCUAGAUCUCCGUGUCAAGCAAGGGCUCUGAUGGUAUGUUGUAUUGGCUGGAGUUGCAAAAGCCUAAGCCCCACUUACAUUUGUUUUUUUUUUUAGUUUUCAUUUGUCACUCAAUGCCUUAUGAUCCCUACUGCUUGCAAACUCGUGUGAUGGGUUAAAAGAAAAACUAAGUUAUAAAAGCACAGUCAAGGCUGUUCACCAUUCUUUUAAGAAAUAAUAUUUAUGUGCGUGCUUAUUCGAUAACCUGAAACCAGUGAAAGGCACUUAACGUUAGCAAUCAAAACGUAUGUCAAAGAAGCAAGAAGUGUGUUGGGACUUGUUUUACGGUGUUUUUCAAGAAUGUCCCCCUUUCUACCACUUUCCAAAUCAUGGCCUUUGGCUGAUUAAGAAAGGAAGACGAAGAGCUUGUUUGAUCAGGUCUUUGCAUUGGUCUUUCAGAAAUAUUAAUGCAAGUUUAUUUUGAAGGGAGUGAAUAGAUAAAAAGGUGGUUGGAAGUGAGAGAUGUUGGAAGAAAAAACGGAAAUUCCUGAGGAGUUUGAAAAUUUAUAGAAUUCCAAAGGCAUGAAGUUAGAACAGUUUGGAAUUACAAAGGCAAGGGAGGAUUGAGCCUUUUCGAAGUUCCAAUAGCAGGGGAGAUAAUAGAUGAAGAUAUCCUCUUUGGUGUGUGUAUGUGUGUAUGUUCUGCCCACAGGAAGGACCUUCCUUAUAGUUCCUUAUCUAAGGCACGCCUCUUGACUGCUACGUAAAAGGCCGCCAUCCUUCACUUUAUCCAGCAUUCCCACUCGAGGUCUUCAAGGUGGCCUCUUUCCUAUUAUUAUCCCCUUAAUAACCAAUCGGGUAACAUCACCAUUCCGUAGGGUAUUACCAAGCCAGACUGUCGUCUGUUGAUUACAGAAAUGUACGCCCUCUCCUUAACGACGCACCUCAAUACUUCUUCGUUACAGACUUUGUCAGACUAGGAAAUGUUUUUAGACCUUUCUCCAAACUAGGCCACCUCUCACAGCUCUCCAGCCUUCGCAUGUCCUUUUUCUUCAAGUUCCACUAUUGGGCUCCAUACAGAAGAGUGCUCCAAGUGACAGUCCAUAUAAUUCUCUUCUUCAGGCAAUUAGGCUGAAGGCUUUUGUCAUCAGUUCUUUUCUUUCAGUAAAUGUGUUCAUUGCUAGGGCUAUUCUCGAUCUAAAGUCCUCACAGGAUCCAUCCUAAGUGAUAAGGCUCCCAAGACAGUUAAGAUGCGGUUCUUGGCUUAAUUGUUUACCCUGAAGAAAGAUCAUGAAUUACACACGAGGCAUCUUACUGGUUUUCAUCACCUUAGUCUUUUUAACAUUGAUCUUCAUACCAUAUUCCUCUGUGGUCUCCUGUAUUUUAUCCAUCAUAAGUUGCAGACCUUUAACUGAGCUGGCUAAGGUUACGUGAUCAUCCGCCAAGAGCUCUGUCUUAAUGAGAUGGCCUCCCACUCGAAUGCCUUCAUUCACACCACUUAAAGCAUCUCUCAACAUAGCUUUGCCAUGGCCGUUCACUGCUGAGUCUGAUAAGCCAUCUUUCACCCUGACUCUCACACUUUGCCCCAUAAAAGCCUUUCAAUCAGCCAUCGGUCAUGCCAGUCAACUCCUAUGGAUUUCAAAACUUCCAGGAGCUUCACCCAAUUUACUCUGUUGAAGGCCUUUUCCUUGUCUACAAAACACACAUACACAUCCUGUUCGUGGUCGAUACAGCUUUCACUGACUAGUCUCACAACUGCAAUAGCUUCUCUUGUGCCAACUCCUUUCCUAAAACUGAAACUGGUUGAUACCAAGGAGCGCCUCUACCUUAGACUUCAUUCUACUUGUCAACAGGCAAAGAAUAACUUAAGAUGCAUGCACUUAGAGAGUAAGACUCUGGUGAAGGGUGUGGAUAUUUUCUCGAAAAACUUCCUCUGUUCCGCUUGCUGUUUAAAUGUUUUGAUUUUACAAGGAAUUUUUGGUGUAGACAUUCUCCAUUUUGUGUUUUUUUAGUAUGCUUUAGUACUUCCUACCUUUUCAUGGCCAUCUUGAAUUAUGUCGUUGGCAUACCAUGGUCACAUGCUAGCCAACAAAAAAAACUCAUAUUCAGCAAGAUCUGUCUUUCUGUCUAAAGAACAGCUUUACCAUCAAACCCAAGAUACUGUCGAGAAUUUGUGAGGAAUGAAUAAUUGUAAAGACUGGUACGAGAAAACAAAUCAACAACAACAACAACAACAGUUUAUUCAGUUGUCAAAUGAGUUAGGUCUUAUGUUACCCACAAUUAGCGGAGCUAUUCUAGGUGGGGUUCAAUGCAAUAAUUGUCUCCUAUAAAGUCGGCAAAAGAACGUAAGUAAAGAGAAAGCAAAAAUAGAAUGAAAUAAAUAAAUAAAUAAAAGCUAGUACCUAUAGAUAUAAGGAAGGAAAACACUUUAACUGAAUAAGGAGUUCAGGUAGGAACUGGUAAUGGUACUGAUAUCAACAUACACCUGUUUAGUCUCCAAAACCUUGAUCAGUAAUUUAUGUAAUUUACGCUUGACAGGGUCUUUGCGCUGUUCACGUAACGUAAUCUAUUACUACUAGUUCACAACUGCAUCACUAAAUGGAGGUUGGGUGCCUGGAGUUUCCAGGGACUUCUACUUUUGGCAGCCAGCCACAACACCACCAUAUACCUUAACAGAAGAGUGAUGCAAACAAUCAUCCAAGUGAGAACAAAAACACAACAAAGUUUGCUCAUUAUUAGGCUGCAUGGAUUCAUUUGGACUGAUGUAGCCAUCUAAAGUACAAAAGUUGAUAACUCGACGCUUCACAGGAAGAUACACUUAAUGAGUCAAUGGAGCCAGACCAUCCAUGGGAUAAAAUUUUCCUUUGAGUUAAACUACAGGUAGCUGGGCCAAAAGCAAAGAAGUCACUGGCAUUGCUACUGGAGAGACAUGGGGAGCUUGCUGAUAGAACCACUGAAAUUGAAAAUGAGAAAGGGCAUCAGCCUUGGAAUUGGAUUUCCUGGCCACAUGAGGAGCAGUAAAAACGAAGGAGUACUGAGUUGCCAACUAGGAGAGGUUCCCAACCAGCACCAUCAAGUUUGAAUCUCAUGACGUACGCGACUGCAACACUUUGACCACUGCUAUAUUGUGCAGGACACUGAUCACCCCACACAGGUGCGGCCGUGGCUAUAGGAAAAAGGUCCUAGUAGGCAAUGGAUAGAGGGAUCUGCAAAGUAGACCAGUUCCCCACAAACCAUUCUGUACCCAAACUAGCCCCAUAUCCAACAGAGCCUGGAGCAUCUGAGGGGAGUUGACGAUCUGGCACUAAGGCCAGUUGCUAACUGACAAGUAAUUACAGCUAGAGGACCUUAUAGCUCAAGUUGGCUAGUAAUGAGAAAUUAGUUCAGAUAAUAUAAGCACAAGACUUUCCAUUUAACACUUUAAAUGUCAUCAAAAGCAUUUUGAAACUUGUACGUUUGUGAACCGGAAGCCAGUGCCAGUUAUGAAGUACAGGGGUGACAUGUUCAUGUUUCUUAGGUCUAGUUACCAGGCUUGCUGCAGUGGUAGUCAAAUUUGACUGUAGUAAAGGCAUGAGCUGCCCUUUCACAAUCCGAUUGGGACAGAAAUCUACGAUUUCUUCUUGUGUUUUUAAUGGCAAGCAAGGCUGACUUGCAGAUGUUAUUAACGUCACGUCCAACUGUAGCUGAUCUCUACCACCCUUUUUGUGCCUGGGGCAACAAAUAAGUAUGGGGCUUAUGUUAUUAAACAUGUAAAUUCUCUGCUACGAGGUUAGCUAACUCCACAAAAACGUCACUAGUUAUUUUGGCAACUAGUUUCCGGGGUAUAAGCGCAUAGUUAGAGCCGAGUACGAAGGCUUUUCUGACUGAGGGUGAAUUGGUUGAGCUGUUGGUCAACAGCAACCAAGGAAAAUGAAAAAUGGCCAAAAGACAUUUCUCCCCUUUAAUUAAGUUCGUGAGUAUGUAAUUAAAAAUGUAAUCUUUUAUUAGACACUUUUUUUUGUUUUUUUUGUAUUUUUGUAUUUUUGUAUGUGUGGUUAUGUUUUUGUUUUUUAUUUCAGAGCGUACUGUAAAUAUUAAGUGUUAAUCUCUCUUUUAUCUACAUAAUUAAGUAUUAAUUAAUUCUUUGUAAAAUAAGCCUCAUUCGGCAAUUGCGCGGCUGUUUUGUGGCUGUAAUGUAUAUAAUUGUGAAAUGUAGAUAAUUGUAAGUAUGUCUGUUAUUGCGGUUGUUUAGAACUUUGUAAUUAUUUUCUUUUUCAGUAGUUCUUUGUAAUUAUAGUAAUAAAUGUCUUGAAUAAAAAGUAAAAAAUAAAAAAAAAAACAGCAACCAAGAAGAGACAGACAAAGAUGGCAUAGACGGGUGGCUGGGUAGCAGGGGAGACCGUGGGGUUGGCAAUAAUUAGAAUUUUGUGGAGGGAAAAGAAGACACUAUCAUGUUACCUGUGGCAGAGGACGAGCUCGGAGGAGUUGAAUUCGCCAUGUUUGCUGAGGUCACACUAACGGUGGGAGAAACUUCCACUGGCCUGCUUGAAAAAGUGGCUGCUACAUUUGCCUAAAACUCGGCUAAAAUUUGCAGAAGCAAUUGUUGGAACGCUAACAUAACAAGGAAAUGUUACCUUGACACAAUAUUCAGAUAUGUUGCACAUUCACAGUGUUCAUCAACCUGCUGCUGGCGUUUAUGUGGUUGAACCAGCAUUCUUAGGUUUGUAACAACUAUAGUAGUACAGGGGGUUUACUCUAGCAGAUCUUACUGGGCACUUCAGGGGUUGGCAAGUCGUCUUUAUUAAGACAGUUAUCUGUGAGGAAAUUGUGGAACAGCGAGGAUUUAAUAUUGGUAUAUAUUUUUUAAAGUUAAGUGUUAUCUAAACAAUUGCCAGUAUGAUCAGAAUUAUUGAGAUCUCUUUGCCUUGUCAUGUAACAUUAAUUAGUAAUGUUAAAUUAAAAGGGAAGCAAAUUCUUGAACUUUUGUUACUUCACUAAGAACCAGCAUUCCGUACUGUAACCAGCCAUUUAAGCAUAGCAGCAAUUUAAAUCGGCAUUAUGUAUGUUUUUCUUUUUUAUGUGAAUAUGAAGUAUUUUUCGCCUCCAACUUUACAUUAUCAAAGUACAUAGAAUUAUAACUAUAUCCACUUUUCAGGUUUUAGCAUCACUCCACACUCCGACUGGUUUCUUGAAGUUGGUGUUGAAUAUGAUGUGUCUGUGCAACUUUACACAUACGAGAAUCGCAAGAUCUAUAUCACAGAUGUAAGUACAGCCUGACAUUUGCUCCUCUAUUAGCUGCUUUAGCCUGGUUGCUCCGUUUCAUGCAUUUACAUGUAUAUUUAAAAGUCAAUUAGCUGGAAGCAGUUAGUGGGCCAUUCCAAGCGUGGUGGAAGAGAUGAACCCUUAAGGACCAAGAAACAAAUGCACCUUGUGGUCAGGACAUGUCUCAUACCCUCUGAACAGUUUGCUGCUUGACUACGCUGCUAGGGCUUUCGUGUAAAAUGUCACUUUCCCUGAGUAAUAAAUUAUCAGUAAGCAAUUAUUUUAUUUCUUGUUAAUGUGCCUUCUUGGAUGCUGAAUUUAAAAUUUGAAGCGGAAGACUUGGCUACUAAAAGAUGAAACUUCGAGAAUUCUGUAUUUCACACAAUUCUUACACAAGCCUGGAUUUUUAAAUCAAUUUUAAGAACUUGACUAAUGUGCAGUGCAAGAUGUUAUGUCCUGAUUUUAGUUCUAUUUCUUUUGAUUAAUUAGAAUAUUCAGAUUGUAGCUUCCUUUGAUGAUGCAUACUUCAAAGAAUUGUGGUCAUCAAAAAAUGGCUCAUUCUACCAUGUUAAAACACUUCAGAAAGGAAAAACAGUACUGACUGCUCUUCUCACAAGUAUUAAGGUAAGAUCCAGUGCCUUUCAUUCCUCAUAUUGUUCUUGUUUACAAUGUCUGCCAGGACCAAACGGCCAUGAUAGUGAAUGAAACUAUCAUCAACUAUCAUUUACUAUCAAUGACAUUAACAAUCACUGACUAUGUAUAUUAUAUUUAAUAUUAAUAUUAAAGGCCGAUCCAUAAAUGUUAGAGGUUUAGACAAAUCACAAAAAUGGAGUAUAACCUAUGGAACGAUGAUUUUGAAGUAUCAAAAGUAGAAACUGUUCGACAUGGCAGACAUUUCAUAAAAUACUUGGGGCCUCUCACUUGGUCAAAGCUUCCCGAAAUGUAAGAACUGCCUAAAGUCUAGAUUCAUUCCCCAGCUUCAGCAAAUAAGCCUCAGAGCUCUCUAGUUUUGAUUUCUGCACAUUUGAAGACAGUCGUGACCAUACAUUGCGCUGCACAAAAUCCUGCUCAAAUUUAACCUUAAAAUGCUAUGCUAAAACAUUUAUGAAAGUUGUCACCUACAUGUAAGUAGUGUAAGAGUAUUGACAGACGAUCUCCCAUCUAAACUAAGUGGCCGUGUCUAUUAAGAGAAAAUGACAUUCCUAGAUAUGAUCUGAGGAGUCCGGAAUUGACAGGAAGGAUCUUGUAAACGUGAUUUUGUUAGGAGCCCCCUGGCUGAAAGUGCUGAUUGAUGAUGAUGAUUUCCUUUCUGAAAGGGUGCUCUUACCAAGAAACUGAGUAAUCAGAAGUAUACUGCAAAUACAGUUAGAGCUACAAGAAUGGAUGAAAGAUGAUAAUCAUUAUUGAGGAAUCUUUAUUGUGAUAAUCUUUAUUGUGGGACUAAUUAAACUAACUUCACAUAACAAAAAACACGAAAUAAGAAACAAAUACCACGAACUCUUGUGGCUCAGUUAAAUCAUUCUUGCUGAAAAACGGCAUUCAAACAUGUAACCAGCUACCUAUAAAUAGGUUCAGGCCACCUUAAAUUAAGUUUUAUUCAUUUUUUCUUGAAGGUUAUCGAAACAAAAAUGUACUUCUGUGCUAUACCAUGGUUCGUCUUAAGAGCAAUUAUGAUAAUCUUGAAUUCAAUACCCUUACUACAUAACAUUUGGCGACACUUUAAUUAAGCGAUUUUUUUCGAAAAAUCGCUAAAUUUAAAUGCACCAAAAUUAAGUGUCGCUAAAUUAAAGUGAGUACAAUAUGAAAUUCCGCCAUCUGGUUAGUUUCAUACACAUGCUAUUUGACGGUCGCUUGUGACGUGUAUCAUUAACUUUAAGUAAAAGUGUACCUUAAAUAUGAAUGAGGACAGCAUUAAGAUAUGACAUUACAGUUGCAGUUUCGUUUGUUUCGUUCAAAAUUAAGUUUCAGAACGUUGUAUGUUUUUGAUUUAAAUGAAGCCAUUGAUGUUUGUGAUUUUAUCACAUAAAUGUUCUAUGGCCGUCGUAAAAGUUUUGAAUAACUUAAUUCGCCAAAGUUUCAGUUCGUGAAAUCGCUAAAAUUAAGUGACUUAUGUUCCAAAAUUUACGAAAAAUCGCUAAAUGAACAUGUCGCUAAAAUUUCACGUAAUAAGAUAAUUCUAAGGCUGCGUGCAAACAUACGCACAAUUCCCAACCUUGUUGCUCCAACAAUGUUGGGAGUUGUUGCGUGCGUGUUGGCAGUGGUGUGCAAACGGAUGCAACAACUCCCAACAAUGUUGGGACCUGCAUUGCAUCGUGGGAAGGAUAAACCCAUAAGUCUUUGUAAACCAUGCAUAAUGAGCGUGUGUGGCGCCAACAAUGUUGGAAGAGCUGUGCAAACGGAUCCAACAUUGUUGCGCUACGCUUCGGCGAUCAUGGAACAAAAGAAAUUUUGGGAGUUGUUGGCAGAAACGUUUGACCGGUUUCAAACUUAAUGCAACAACACGCAACAACAACAUGCAGCAGGCUGUGCAAACGGACGCAACAUGUAACAUCCAACAAUGUUGGGAGUUGUUGGCCAACAAUGUUGCGUCCGUUUGCACGGGGCUUAAGCCUCUACAUAUAACUGGUAACCAACGUAAAAAAUCUUUGUGGUAUUAUGACAGAACUCUUCUGGCUUUGUUCCAAACAGGCUGAACUCUUUCUUUUGAAUUGCUAGGCUGAACUCUUUUUCUUUUGAAUUAUAACCCAGUUUGAAUAGUCUAAAAUUCAUAGCUGGGUUAGCAGUAUUGUGUCCUUGAUGUUAUUUCAGUAUUAUUGUUGUUUCUUCAAUACAUGGUAGAUACUUGGAACAGAUACCAUCCAUACAUUUGAGCAUCCAAUCUCAGGACAGCAGGAAGCUGAGAUUUUUGACCCAGUGGUUGUUAACCCUGAGAUUGUACUUUUCCCAUGGUAUCCUGCACCUCAACAGAAUGUUGCUGCUCCCAAUCAAUACCAGUUUUUGUUGCAGGUAAUAAUAAUAGGAUGUAAGAUUGUUAUUUUAGCCAGUUUUUAAUUAUAAUUUGCCUCAAAAUAAUUGGAUGUAAGGUUCUUACGCUCACUCAGUUUUCAGUCAGACCCACGUUUGUUUAUCACCAUGUAAGAAAUUGUAAAUUAGUUCAUUAUCCAGUAAUAGGCUUUAUUUUAGGUGACAUGAUGUUAUGUUUGUGAAAUUUUCACCCCUUUAUUGCAAUUAUUCCCUUGAAUUGCUUUCCAGUUUGGGAUUUUUUCUGGUAACUUUUAGGUUCAUUUUUGGACUGCCCUCUCAGGUUUUUUAAAUUUUAAAAUCCCACAGAAUCUUGCAUGUUCCCUCUCCACCUUCACUGUCUUGUCCAGAAUUCCGUUCUUACCACUUCUCAGAAGUGUAUCAUUGUUUCAACCUUGACAUGUCGGUUUUUGUGGUGUAUCUGUGCUAAUAUCUUAGCACACUGUCAAUCACGCACUGUUUGCUUCCAAUAUCAGAAGUUUCAGCCAAAUGUGUUAGCAAAAGUCUUCCUAGGUGCAAUUUUCUCUGAAUGAUAGGCUACACGUAAGCGCUAAUUUCGUAGAAAAAAUGUUUACGACCAGUAUAUAUUGCCGAUUGAAAUGUGUAGACUUAGGAAUAAAAGUAAGUGAAAAGAUUUUAACACAACGUUUCGAUGUAACCAUGAUAUCAUUAUCAAGUGAGAAGAUAAAAAACUAAAAUCCGACUUAAUUUAUACAAUUUAGAGGGAAAAAAUAAAGUAGAGAACAAAAGUAAAAUGUUUUUGCAUGCAAGUUAAAAUAUGUUAAAGUAAUAGUUUUGCAUGGUUGGAUUCUGUUUAUGUGAUAUAUAUUUUUGUAUGGAAUCUCAUUGUGUGAUAUCUUUAGGUCUUUUUAAAGUUUUGUAACCAUAGCAUUAAAACCCAAAACGUUAUGACGAAAAGUUCUUCGUAACUCAAUGUACCGGUGUUAAUAAUGGAGCCAUCUUAACCAAUAUCAUCUUCUUAUUGUUGAUUAUAAAAAAAAUGUCCUUUCAGAGUAACUAUGUCUUUUAUGUAACUCUCUCUUUUACACCAAAGGUCUCAUGACCCGUGGACACACGCUGAUACUGUCUUGUUCCUACACACUGUAACUCAUGUAGAAGUAAAAACAAUUCCAUGCUAGGUUCUAUCAGUCAGUCCUAUGUAAUAAUUAUACUUGCAAUCCUUAUUAUUUUUCAGCCAUCAGGUGGCAGUGGGAUGUACAUGUGGUCAUCAUCAAAUACCUCUGUGGCUACAGUUAGCACCAAGGGUGUUGUCAUGACAACUAGUGCAGUUGGAUACUCCCUGGUCCGUGCAGCUGACAUGAAAAAUCCAGCAAAUUUUGAUACUACAGAGGUGGGUAUUAUUGGUCCUACAGAAUGUGUGGCUUUGGAAAGAAAGGACAUUAGAUUGGUUGUUUCACUUAUUUGUUUGCACUCUAGCACUCUGACAGAGAAAAAUAUGUAUACUUGACCAGCCUUUGCACAUUUGGUAUACUAUACAGUAUGUUUAUAUGUGAGCUAUUCUUGUGGUAUGUGGUCUUAAACAUAAAAAAUGGUCUUCUCCAGGUUUAUGUUCUUCAGCCAAAGAAAAUGGAGUUUAUCCCUGCAGUUGUUGAGGCACUGGUUGGCUCCUCCAUCUCGCUUCCGUUGGCUGUGGCUUCUUGUAUUUACUCAGGUACUUUAUUAACAAGUAAAGACUUAAACAUUUUGCAGCAGUUUUGCUUGGGUAGACUAGUCCAUAGACCUGCAAAAUAAUUAUUAUUGGGAACUUUUAUAAAGUAAUUUGUUAAUUGAGGUAAAGGUAAAGUCUGCAUACAUGCCAAAUAGCCGAUCAUGCAUAUCCGGCUUUCUGUUGCAUAAAGGCAGUAUUAGUAAUGCUACUCCACCUGAAUGGGAUGCUAGUUCAUCCCAGGGUACCCCCAGCAGUAUAUCACUAGUACCAAUUUAUACAGCUGGGUGAAGAGAAACAAAGUGGAGGAAAAUUUCUGUCGAAGAAAAGAACGCAACUUCAAGGCUUCAGCUUGGGCCUCCAGUUCUAAAAUUCGAGGUGUCAACUGUUCAGCCACCAUGCCUGCUCCUAACAAACCAAAUUGAGGUGUAUUUUUGCAAUCCAAGCCAUUUGUAAACAUCAUUUCUUUUUUACAUGCAACUUUGCAUUACAUGUUGCGUAAUUCCAUGCAUGAAUCAUUGUAUCAUAAUCGUGUCUUCCGGCUUAAUACUGCUUGAUUUCUUGAGACCAUCCGAAUUCACAGUCUUUCGCAGUGUCACCCUGCCUUUUGAAUGGAACAUAUUGGACGACAUGUUCGGGUCCUAAAUUCCCAAUAUUUCUGGGUGAAAAUGUCGCAGGUUCAGCAAUCCUCCAUCUCAACAUGGGAAGCUAUUUGGGCUCAAUGAGUCUUUUACCACUUUCAGAGAAUAUGUAUUGGACAUACGGUCAGCUAAAGGCAGAGGACCCUCCUUUCACCCUAGCUUUUGUUGUAAGUCAAGCCACCCCUUUUGGAGCUCGGCAUACUGGUCAAAAGCACCAUUGAAGCACAGGCCCACUACACUGCCACUUCCAACAAGAUCUACAAACCCCCUGGUAGACCUAUGUCACGCAUUCGUUUAUAUUGCUACUUCUGCAGACACCCCUGUUCCCAAGAGAAAUUGCCCCCGAGGACAAGCCUGCAGCUUCUGCCAUAAAACCAGCCACUUUGUUAUGUUAUGUCAACGAGCAGCCAAGGGCGGUCAAGCGUCAAGAACACCUACCCCCAAAACCUGACCUGACAGCCACUAGACAGAAGCAUGUUAUGAAACAAGGCCUGGAAUCCAAUACGAACACUGCUUUUCAUUGCUUUAUCCCUACCCCAUCUCUGCCUUCCUCAGAAAAAGGGCACUUCAUCCUACUCACUCUGACAAGCCCUGACUCUAAGAGCCACACAGAUAUUCCCUUCCCAGGAGCCUCAUGCAACACCUACCCUCAAACCCUUGGCAAACACACCUUGGGCCAACCUGCCACCAGGUAAAUCAGUGAUAAUGCCAUAUACCAGUCCACCAAUCAAAACGAUCAGCCAGACCACCUUUUAUAUUUCGAGGGAAACCAUUACACGUGCCCUGACAAUUCAAGCACUUGACACAGACCAGCCUGCUCUGUUGAGAAUGGAGGCGAACAAAAAACUUGGACUACUGACCUUGAAUGCAAACUUCACAUGGAAACCCCCCCGGUUUCCAUCAUGCACCCUUCGCACAACGAGAACUCAACUGCUAGCCCACAGCCCAGUGCCCUUAGAUACCUCCACAGACAAAUGGCCAAAGCCUGCGACGUUGAGCAUGAAAUUCAUAUCACAACACUGCACCUUACUUUUUUAAGGCCUUAGCAUCCUCAGACCACCUGUCGACUUUAAUAUGGAUCCUGUUGUCAAACCAAUGCAUGCCCCCAUCCACCGCCAGCUCAUAUGCAAAAUCAAGGUUACCCAUGACACUUACAAAUCCACAGGCCAGUUUGUAUUAGCUUUUGAACCCACUGCUUGGAUAUGAAACGAGCAUGUUGGUUCGAGAAUGUGACCACAACACCAAGCCAGGUAAGACAUCCAUGUGUUUGGACCCCUCCAAGACCCUCAACGAAGCUAUUCAGGAACAAAAAUACUCACCCUUGAGGAGAACCUACACAAGUUACAUUUAAUGAAUUGCUUGACCAUCAUUGAUACCAUUAGAGCAUUCCAAAACUUUUACGGUCAUCUCUCACGACCACUAUGUUUAUACCAUGGGGCUGCUACCCUGGACAAGGCUGCCAUUUGGAUUAUCAUCUGUCUCAGAAGAAUGGCAGGCCAUGAUACAUCUGGUUCUGGAAGGCCUUCCAGUCAUCAGCAUUGCUGAAAAAUCCUAGUCCCGGGAGCUGCGGUCCCACUUACAAAGAAGCACAAGUUGACCAACUCAUCCAAGGAUCCAUAGUAGUAUUUCUUUUUUCAAAGUCGUCAGCGGUGCAAGUAUGUCGAAAAAUAUAUGCCAGGAAGCAGUGUUGACUUGAGACAUGAGUAUGGCAAUGUUGAGUUUGGAACAACGAAAUUGGUGUCUGAAGAGUGUCCUUAUUUAAGGAAGUUAUUAUUUUAAAUGCAGGAGUAUGUUAGGAUCAAAACUAGGGGGUGGGAAUCGCACUUGCCUUCAGGGGAUUUGAGGACUUUUUAUGGAUCUUGGUUGACUCGAAGUGCAAGUCUCCGCAAAUAAAUUAUCGCUUUCAAGAACAAUUCGAUUGUGGCUGGAGGCUUCUUGGCAAACUUUGCAGAGCGUAACACUAGUUUCUUCAGUUUUUGUGGCUUGCGGAAAGCUCAACCCCAGGUAAAGUCUUCAAUGUCAAAUAAAAGAAUUCUCCAAAGUUGGUCUUCCGUUAGGCCAGCUUUUGAGUUAUCAUACUCGUCCAAACGAUGUAAUGGUUGUCUCCGAUGACCUGGUGACUGCUUAUAUGGAUCCCUGGCUGCUCGUCACUAUGCUGGAUCAUUAGGGACCUUAAGCAAGGACGGCGACGACGGCAGUGAAAACGUCGGUGAAAAAAUGAAUUUGCGUUCUUUCAAAGUUAAUCACGUCUUUUGACCUGUUCAAUAUGUCAAAAAAAUGCAGGCGACUUUUUGCUGAAGUUGAAUUCUUAAGGAUUUCAUUCAGGUUCAAAAAGAGGAAGGAAAAUUCGUCGUCGUAUGUCCACAUCCUCCAUAAAACGGCAAAUUAGGAAGUUUCAUGUCGUAGUCGUGCAGCUGACGUCAAAGAAAUGUACUAAAAAGCGUGAUACACGUGAAGAGCUGUUGUUUUGAUCGUUAAACCUAUUGUUUUUUGAAGUCGUCGUUGUGGUCGUCGUCGUAGUUGCUUAAGCUCCCUAUUUUCCGAAAAGCCAAACAACGUUUUUAAGAUGAAAUUCCUUGUUUGCAAAGCCACUUUCAUGAGACUCCUCAUCACUACCAAAGGUUUCAAAUCCAACCCUACCAUUGUCAAUCCCAUUCUCAACAUGCAUUCCCAAUGGACAAACCAGACAUCCACAGAUUUCUUGUCAAUCCCAUUCUUAACAUGCAAUCCCAAUGGACAAACCAGACAUCCACAGAUUUCUUGGAGCAAUUAACUACUUAGGCGAAUUCUGGAGGCUCCAGUGGUACUUCAAGUGGAUUCCUCUGACUAUGGUAUGGAAUCAGUUCCACUACAACCCACCGAAAUUCUCCCUGAUAACACCAUCAUGAGUGUUCCUUGUCGCCUGUGGCUUACGGCUCCACAAACCUCACCCCCACUGAGAAACGAUCCACACAAAUUAAAAAGGAAUGUCUUGCUAACGUGAAAUUCUUGAACAAGUUUGACCAUUGGUUGCUCGGCAAAUCAGGUAUCCCCCAACCACUUCAGUCCAUCUUCCAAAAGGAUCUAGCAGUCGCACCCAAGCACCUUCAAAAAGUGAUGCUCUUCCCAUAACACUACACCUCUAAGGCCGUCUACAAACGAAGCUCGUCCGACACAUUGAGACACUUGGCCGACACAUCGAGUGCACCUUGCCAGCAUUGUGACAAUGCUAUAUUUGUUAGAUUAGACACUGCGGUUGUCAAAGUAAGAAAAAUAAGACACAGACAAGAAAUUAAACAUCGCAAACUUCACACUUUUUGGUGAAGUCCCGACUGACUGAGUUAGGUCAAGAAAUACCGUAAAACAACCAUAGUUUUGAAACUUUUCGAAAGUGGAAGGUAAAGCAAUGUUCAUGGAAAAUUAGAGAAGGUCAUGGAAAUGGUAAUUGGAAGUUAUGGAUUUUGAAGAGCUUAAUAGAGUACGAACUCUGAUCACAGUCGACCACUACAUCGAUUUUUACGAACUGGACCAGCUCUUCAACACCCAGUCCUCCACAGUGAUUAAUCAAACCAAAGCACACUUUGCCCACCACGGUGUUUCAGUUCCUCACUUCACAUAUAAUGGUCCUCAAUUCAAUACACAUGAGUACAAGCACUUUGCCAGCAGAUGUGGUGUUGAACCCAUCACUACUUCCCCCAACUUAUCCUAAAGCAAUGGCAAAACAGAAACAGUCACGCACGCUAAGUCUCUUACCAAGAAAUCUGACAACGCCUACCUGGCACUUCUAAACAUACUCAACACCCCUCUUUGUAGCCUCAACUUUUCACCCACACAGCGAUUAAUGAGUAGACAACCAUUUUGCAAUACCUACACCAGCAGACCUGGUCAAGCUUGAAACUCUGGAUCCCCCCUGCCUUUGCUGCACCAAAACUCCUUCAGAGCGACAAAAAAGUCAAGUAUUGCCUAAUUUCAUACCGCGCGGGAGCCUGGCACAACAGGAUUUUCCCAGACUUGUUAAAUUCCUGAUUCAAAAUGGCUUCCAAAAUAGAGGUAAAGCAAAGGUCACUGCGUGCAGUUGAAACGAUAUUAAGAGCCGUAUUACUCCAGGAAGUUAAUAUUCUACAGCAAAGAACAGUUGUUUUACUGCUAUAAAGAACUUCGAGAGAAAAACUUCGAGAAAAGAAAGGUCUAAUCGGCGACUUUCGGUACUUGGAAGUAUGGGAAGGAUUCCCUAAUUGUUCGACAAAAAAUUUGAACAAAGAACCGUCGCGUUUAGCUUUUAUUACGGCGCUGGAUCCGACCGAAUAUUGGGGAAUGAUAAGAGAGUGCGUGUUCCCUUUUUUUACAAACUGUAAAAUACAGACUACCAAAGAAGCGAAACACGCCAGAGUGACCCUGAGUGAAAGGGCUGCGUACGGUCUCAUUAAAAAAUCCUGAAGAUCAGACCAGAGACAAUUCUCACUGAACAAUAGAUAAAAGCAAGUAUACUUCAGUCUUAUAAGAGAGGCAUUUCUCGUCCAGUAACACCCUGUAACUGUGCGUUUCCUGUGACCAGACCUCAUGCAUUGAGCAAUGUCAUGAUGCACAAGCAAUUUUUGUUCAGGGGAUAAAUUGUGUAUAGUUUAUUUGUGAGGCCCCUGCGUUCGAUUCUGUACCUUCCAGUUACAUUGCAGUUCUAGUAAUUUAGACACUACUCAAGACAUGAAUAAAUUCAUUGAUAAAAUGUCAAAUGGCAAUGGCUUACAAGGGCUCACUUGUUGAGCUGCCUCUUUUUGGAACUUAUUGGGUCUACGAGCAUGUUUACAACUUGACAAUCACCCUGUAAUCCAAUCAAGAAUGUCACGUCCAUCUGCCUUUUGGUUAGCAUGCACUGAGUAUAGACUAGUCCCUUAUUGUCCUGCAUGUGGUUUAAGAACACUAGGUUUAACCUACAUAACGCCACAAAGUUCACUACACUCAGUACCUUUCACGGACAUUUCCCUUUUCCGCUACGGGAAUAAUCCAGGUAAGCCCUUCUGUACUGUCCUUUUAAGUUUUGCUCCAGCAUUCUUAGGUUACGAUCGGAACGUACACAAUCACAUCUGUGUUCUUGCCUGCAAUGAUCCUCUACUUUACAGAUGCGGGUAGAAUUAAACAAAGGAUCCUUUGCUAUACAAAAUUUAUAAUCAUCUUUGGUUCGAACGACCUGUUCAUCGAACAAUUGCUUGCACUUGCUGAGUAUCGGCUCCUUCAGGUUAGCUUCAGCGCAUGGCAGAAAUACUGCAUCCUUUCCUUACUAAGCGUAGGCAGAUUCUCCGAGGGAACAUUUAUCAAUAUUUCUUCGAAAAAGAAUGCUUUCCUUCGAGUUUCGACUACCCUUCUUCCUUUUGACUAUCCGCCACUUUGAGACUGGACUUUUUAAAAAGUCUGGGAAAAUCCUGUAGUGCCAUACCACAGCGCGGUAUGACAUUAGUCAAUGACAAACUCAAUGUGUUGUCCCUUGGCUCACAUGCUUACGCAAGCCAUGCCCUUCCCGAUCAGGUACUCCAUGGUUGUUUGGUUGGACAGUAGAAAGCCAAAACACCCGAUCGUACCGCAUCGACGCUGGCAGCCGUUGAAUCCGUCAAAACCAUCACCCUUCCCUACAAGACGUGUAACGCAUAAUUAUUUAAGCAUCUACUAGCCCGCGAGUCAUUUCAACUAGCCCCAAAACCCUUUUGAAUUAGCAGGAUUGAUUACAAUCUUACAAUUUGAAUUUCCGAAAAAAACAGCACUUGCCCGUUUGGCAAGUUAAGAACAAAAAUCACUAGGCCGAUAGCAAAAUCCACUCACGCUGGACUCAUGUCUCUUAUUUAUGUCAUGUCAUGUCUCUUAGUCCUCAUUACUUUGUUAAUUUCUGUUUGCAUUUUUCCCACAGAGUGUCAAGAGUUUCAUGUAUUCACUGACUGCCGAUCACUGCCUGUGACAUACACAUUUUCAGACCCCUCUAUUUUUAAACUGGUGGAAGAUAACAGUAAGCAGUGUUAUCUUUAUGUUUUAGAGUUUCAUAGUUUGCAGGAAAAGUGGUUAAAACAAUAUAUAAAAAACAGUACAUAUGAUAUGUAUUGGAACGUAAGAUGUCAGGUAGCAACUUGUCUGAAAGGAUUUUUGAACCAACCUCAAAAAAAAUUAAUAGGAAUAGUCCGUAAGCUGUGCUUCCUCCCCCCCCGACUUGCACGGUUCAUCAAAACCGCUAGGAGUGAUGAACAUUUAAUAUUUCCCUAGAGUUGCACUGCCUAAUCAAACAUUUGCUCAUAAAAACGAAGGAAAUGAUCAAGAGGUUCACGACAGAGCUCGCGACAAAUAGUUAACAAAAUUAUUUCACUUUACCAGUGCCAUAGGAAAUGCCGUAAGUGGCAGCAAUAGAGUAAAUCAAAUGACGGUGUGACAGCUUUGUGAGGUAGAAGUGGGUCACCCUCCAGGAAUUUUUUAUUUGGGACUCCCUGAGAAAAUUAACUUAUUUCAGUGCAUUUUGAGCAAGCAUGGAACAUGAGGAUGGCAUUUCCCCCUAACAUUUUCAUCUGUUUCAUAUUAUACGGUAAAUUGCUGUUUAUUAGCCCCCCAGGAUACGUGUCCCCCAGUUAUAGGACUAUCUUACCUGUAAACAAAAAAGAAUACAUCCGAUUACAAGCUUUCCCCGGAUAAAAGAUCCCCUCCAAAUGUAUCGAAACGAUUUAUUAUGCCGUUUUGAAGGUUAGUCAUAAACCAGUGAUUUCAAAAGGUAAUUCAAUCAGCACUUCUGUAGCUUGUUUCCAGGCGCUCUCUCUGUUCCAGUUAUAAGCCUAAAACCCCUUAAGAAGAUGUAAUAGGCCCAGGGCUUAUAAGAGAAACAAAUUGUUGGUUUUCACAUGACGUCACUAAACUACAAAACUACAAAACUAUCUAUCCUACGGAGAUUUUACUUUCACGAUGUAUUAGAACAGCUGAAAUCUAAAUUUCAUACAAAUUUUCGCUUCAAAAGGGUUCUUGGUUUUGUGAUAGAGUACGCGUGACGCGGCAUUUACAUGACGGCCAAGAGAGCUGUCAUGUAGGUUUAAAAAAUGACUUAUUUCGGGAAUUUUGCUAUCUAUAUUAGAAAAAAGUAUCAACUUUAAUGUUUAUGAGUCCCUCGAAGAAUGAAUUCACGCUUUUGUAGCAAAACUCGGUAACAGAUGUUUCUGUUGGCUUUCGUCCGCCAUGUUGGUGCUCAUCCGGAAGGGCACCAGCAUGGCGUCUCCACACAAAUCUCUAUAAAUUUGGGUAAAACAUUUUUUCGGAUAUCUCGUAUACGAAAUAUUCCUCUGACCUGAAAUUUGGCGGAGAUCUAUGCAUAUUUACUUCCUUUCAUUUCCCAGAUUCUGGACUUUAUCUAUAGAAUGGUUUUGAUUUUUAUUUUGAUCUAUUUUGAAUGGCGUGACACGGAAAACCAGCAAUAAGAUGGAUAAUAUCACACUUAGAAAAUUGUUUUCUGUGAGUGGCUGGUGCUUCCAUCAGUUCAUGGCAACAAGGCAUCAUUUUUUGAUGGUCGCUAGUGCUUCUGGAGAACCCUGUCCUCUUGCUUGAUUAAUUGCCCGACAAAAGUAUUGCUAUAUUACCAUAUUAAAGGAGGAAUUUUUAUUCUAAAGGUAAAAGCCAGAUCCCUCAGAGCCAGUGACAUUCUUUGGUUAAACAAACAAUCUGGUGACUUCCGUUCUCCAUGCUUAUUAAUUUUAGGUGAUUAUGAGAUUACUGCUGGUAGUUGCAUGUCUGUUAAGCUCCUUGCCCUUCGCUCAGGAUUCACAACAUUGACUGUUACAUACCAAUACAAUGAUAUCAUACUUAAGGCUGCUAUAACUGUUGGAUCCUACCAUGCCCUCAAGGUAAGUACAAACAAGGAGUUAGAUUGGUUAGUUAGACUGAAAAUUGUUUUGAAUGUUUUUUGAUAAAAUACAAUCCAAAAGUUUCAUCUACAAACUCUUCCUUUCCUCUUUUUCUUCUCUAGUGCUUUCUUUGCUGUCAUCUUGAAAAUAAUUGAUGUCCUUGUAUUAGUAUAGGUAUUGUAGUUGUGUUGCACGCUUUGUAGUAAAUACAGUAACUGGCAGAUUUCAAGAGGGAGUGUAGCAGGCGGUUUGCCUCCAGUAUUAGCUGUGGUAGCUUGGUUGAUUAACAUUUUUCGUAAUUGCACUUGUAUGGAAUUUAGGUUCUUGACCCAGUUGAGGUUGGUGUAGUUUCUUUGUGUUCCGCAAAAAAUCUGAUGUUGGACGGUGGACCUCUGCCUUGGAUUGCGGAUACUUCUAGUUAUUAUGAGGAUGGUGAGACUUUAGCAUGUGAUUCAAUAACAAAAAUAGUACAAAGCAAAGGACUGUCACUAUUAGAUGCUGUGACUUAAUAAAUUAACAUCUCCAAAAACAGACAUUCUACUUUCCCUCGGCAUUUCUUGAGGAUUUUAAACACGGUGUAAAGCGGGUAAACCUUGGAGAAAUAAAAAUCCUCAAGAAAUGCCGCAGGAAACUAGAGUGUCUGAUUUUCGAGAUGUUAAUUAUCCGACACAAAAGACGCACGCUAAACACUCAAGCGGACUUCAUCCAUGCGAAACUCUUUAUUUAAUUGUUAUUUGUCCAUUUUCACGCUUAAAUUUCACAUGCACUUUUCGCACUUUCUUUUUCUAUAUAUAUUUCCACAAAUCAUGUUAAUUUGGUAUCUUUUCAUAAUGAUGAAAUGAAGCCAUCGAAAAGUCAAGUUUCUUUUAUAUCGUUGCUUUUUGUUUUAAAAUGUAUCUCUAAAUCGAACCCUAUUAGACUUAAUAACGGGACGCAAAAAGCGCCAAGUGUCUUCUUAUAAACUGUCUGAUUAUCCGGCCUCACUUGCGGCCUGUUAAGCAAAGGAAAAAUUUGGCAGUUGGGAUAUUUAACUUUUACAAAAACAGCCUAGUGUAAACAUAGGGUUAUUUCAAUUAUAUCAGUUUUGUACUUCGUGUUAUUCUUAAUUUUUUUUUAUUAGAUGGGAGGUAAUGCUAAGGCCUCAUAGUCACCUUUUUAAAUUCGUUGUAACAGAACUGAGCAUCUCUUCUUAUCGUUGUUAAUAUUAGUAUCUUUGUAAUUGUUGUAAAAUAAGAUUUGUUUUAAGUUCAUUACAAUAACGAAUUUUUUACUUAUUUAUUUAUUUAUUUAUAAUGAUUAGGUGUGUCCAGGCACACACUACGCUAUAUAUAUAUAUAUAUUGGAAAGAUGGUAAUAGGGUAACCUUAUUUAUUUCUUGUCAGAAGGUUUUGCUCAAAGCACCUCAGCAUUUACACCUCUAUUUUUAAUUUACGGCCUUUUCUGGCUAUUUUUGUUCAUAGAGCGAUACCAUUAGCUCCACCAAGGUUCUCUCUAUAUGUAGGACCGUAGUAACGGUUAGAUUAGAUCGUGAGCCAGGUUUGACAGUCAAUAAUUAAAUGAAAUUUUCUAUCCUUCGAUAUUCACCAGUUUUCCCAGAAGCAGAUAAAGCAGAACAGGUGUUUAUUGGUAACGAUCACACUGAAGAUUUCCCUGGUAAGUGAAGUCAUUAACAUGUUUGUAUUGUGUAACAAGGAUACACUCUCUACGACAGACACCUUUGGGAUCAUCACUCUUCGUUGGUUGCCACCCAGCUACAUCAGCGAUUUAGUUAGCAUUAGGACCUGUUCUUUAUAUUCAGUGAGAACAUCCCAAGGGGUGUAUGUUGGCAACUUAGGGAGCCAGAUCGUUUUCCGCUGCCGCCCCUACAUUGUGAUACAGCCUUCCCGCGCAUAUCCGUGCUAUUGGAUUACUGUGCGCUUUUAAGAGACAAGUCAAAACAUAUCUUUUUGGAUUAGCUUUUACGUAGAUUUAACUUGAUUUCAUUUUAUUUUAUUUUAUUUUAUGUAUUUUUAUUAUCAUUUUUGCUUUUUAUCGGUUUUAUCCAUCAUAGAUUCAUUUUAUAAAUUUUAAUUAGUAUGACUGUAAAUCGCUUUUGAUCAUUUAUAUGUUAAGAGGCGCUAUAGUAAAUUUAUGAAUUAUUAUUAUUAUUAUUAUUAUUUAUCCUGUUUGUAAGCCUUGACUUGUUUAUUUAGUAAUUGGAAGCAUCUAGUAAAUUUCUUAUAAUAUGACUGAUAAAACUAAUGUUCAAAAAUGCAAAUGAUGUUUUUAAUAGUGUAUGUUUCUAUCAACUGUCGGUCACUUAAUUGUUAAUGCCGUUUUGUUUUGUGUUUUUUUUUUACAAUCACGUCUUAAUGAAAUUCGAAUCCUGUAAUAAUGAGGGCAACGAGUUUAAAUCACGGGUAAAAAACGACGUUUCGACCGAUCUUCGGUCAUUUUCAAGUAACUCAAAAGUUAAAAGAAUUAGCAUAUAUAUGUGUAAGGUGUAAAAAUAUGUUUAAGUACUAUUAACAAUUUUAAAGAAUGAAGUAAAGCGUGCAGAGAAAGAACGACAAAAGAAUUUAAUUAAAAGAGCUAUUUAAAAACUUUAGCACGAAUUGAGUCUGGCUGUACAUUGAGACUAGGUCUCAGUUCAUUAAUAAAAAACCUUUCAAGCAUUUGCUUUUACACCUCUCUAAAAUGCUAAAAUUAUUACUAAAAUCUUUAGGCGCCCGAAGAAUGUUUAACACGAAAGUGCUGGCCGACGGAUGAACUUGUGCUUCUGUGUUCCUCAAUUCGCUGGUGUACGUGGCGAGCUGCGUAACCUACAUAACCUGCAUCGCACAGGUCACAUUCAAAUUUGCAAACAAGACAUUGCUGGUUGACAAGAGGUGGCUUAGCUUCUCGCAUUUUAAGAUCGCGCUCAAUCUUUUGGCCGACAAACACUAGAGACACGGUCGUGUGAACUGUGUGACUCAAAUUCUGAACUUGACGUCGAACAAUGUCAGCUGAGGACUGGUCUUUAAAUUGUAAAAUAACACGAACAGGGUCAGAUGAAUCAGAAACAGCCGCGGGCGAUGAAACAGGUUGAUCAGAAACGUUUGUGGCAAUAAAGCGGGAGAUAGUAGAGUUACUGAGUUUGCCAGGGUACUUAAGCCGUAAAAAGGCAAUUUACGACGAUCGCAUUCUUCGGAGAAAUACGUCCAGUUGGACGAAAGUCAGAAAGCACGAUCAACCAUAGUUCUUAGUAACGCCCACUUGUACCGAACGUCUAAACAACAACAACAACAAUUUAUUUAUUUAAAGAAAUAUAAAGUUACAAUACUUAAUGUCCUGCAAAUAGCUAUAAUGCUAAUCUAGGCAGGAAAAGACUUUAAAUAAAGACGUUAUUAAAUUACAUAAGAAAAAAGAAAAGAAAUACAGUAACAUACAGAAAGAAACACCGUACAUAUAAGUUCAAGUACAGGGUAUUUUGUUAUUUGAAAAAGACUAAAAUUACAACUGGAGGUAUAUAUAACAUAUCAGGUUAACUUCGUAAAGUAUUCUAUUAAAUAAUUAACAUUCAAAUAAUUAUGUUCAUUACGUAGAACAUUAAGGAGUAGUGAUUUAAUUUUUUUUCGAAAAUUAGAUAUGUUGAGAGUCUUAACAGAAAGUGGAAUAGAAUUCCCAAUAAACACAGCAAUUCUAGUUAAAGAGUUUAUAAUUUUUUCAGGUCCAGAGAAUUUUACAGAAAAACACUCUUUUGCAGAUAAUAGCGUAUUAUAAUGAUGUUUUGUAUUGAUUUUCGCAAAAUUAUCGAGAAGACGUUUAGGAGCUGUCUUAGCAUGAACAUCAUACAUUAAAUGGCUUAACUGUUGAAAGAACAAAGACUGGAGCAAAAAGUGCAUGAUAUAAAUUCAAAAGAAGAUGCUGUGGAAUGUAAUGCCUCAUUUUAACAAUUAUUCCAACCGAUCUAAUUUUGUGACGGAUAACGUCAAUAUGAUGCUUCCAUGGUAGUUCAGAAUCAAUCAUUUUACCCAAAUAUUUAACAAAGUCCUUCAUCUUUAGAAUUACUCGAGUAUUUAAAGUUCGAUUAAAAAUCUUAAUUUUAGGAAUGAAAGGUAUUCUUUUUUGGCGCGGACGAAAAAUGACAGAAAAAAAUGAAAAAUGACAUUCACUUACUUUCUCAAGCUCAUUGUUGAGAGUUCAAGAGCGCGUAAGUUGUCAUUUGCAUAGGUUAGACUUGUAUCAUCUGCGAAUAGAUAAAAAGUUAAUUCCUUGGAAGAUUUGUGGAUGUCAUUAAUUUAUAACAAAAAUAGCAACGGUCCAAGUACAGAGCCUUGAGGCACUACACAUAGAACGUUUCCGUCUCAGAUAUGCAUUUGUCUAUUUCAAUCGUCUACAUAACUCUUGUAAUGUAACAAGAGGCCACUGUUCGUGGGCUUGACAUAGACUUUGUUCUCCACAUGUGAAGAUCUGUUGAGGAGCUGGGUGCCCAGGAAGGGAGCAUACCAUGCCUUCUAUCUCCAUGGUGCAUAUAACGGAGGAGUGACACUGGUUGAGAGCCUCAAGAAGAUUCUCCGCAGAUGUUUUGUUUUGCGUAACGGUCUGUCUGUCAUCAACAAAUCGCCCGAUUAUGUGGGCAUCUUGCCUUCCUGCUCCAAUCUUUCUUCAAUGUUACACAAACACAUUAGCGAGUAAAGGAUCAAGUUGGGAUCCCAUAGCGACACCGUCUGUUUGUUCCUGCAGCUGACCAUUGAAAAUAACAAGUUGAUUUUUAGUUGCUGCUCUGAGAAGAUCGACAAGGUCUUGUCUACUGAGAUGAAGUUGGUACUUUUAAUUGAACCAAUUGUUCGUGAAAGCCUUAUCACUGAGUAGCCGUUUGGUUUCCUCCAAAGGCACCUCGGUAAACAGGGAAGGAAACAUCGUUGGAAACUAGGAUAUCACCGUUGUUGAUUGACAGCUGCUGGAUUUCAUUCUUAAAGUCGAAAGCGUCAGUUAUAGUGUACUGAUUAGUGGAAAGUGGUUUGAGUUUUACAUGAAGCCAUUUUGCCAAGGCGUAGUUGUAAGUCUGUGUAGCUGAUAAUAUAGGUCGCAUAGCUAACACUUCCUCAUGGGUCUUGGGUAGACCAUAGAGAUGAGCUAGUCUAGUGCCUGAUGGACGGACAGAAUCUGCAACUGGAGUGGGUAGAAUUCGGCUCACGAUUGACUCUAACUCUUUUUCUUUCCGGAGAAGCGGAUGAUAGUGCUUGGGUGGUCUUCCGCUACUUGUUGGUCUCAACCAAUCGAAAUUUAGUGGCAUCAUUUGUGGACGCCUCAGCUAGUAGACGAAGGUAUUCUUCCUUAUCCAUUACGACGACACAGGAUCCUUCAUUCUUUAACAUUUUUAUAGUUCUUAACAUAUUUUUACACCUUACACAUAUAUAUGCUAAUUCUUUUAACUUUUUACCUACUUGAAAAUGACCGAAGAUCGGUCGAAACGUUGUUUUUUAUCCGUGAUUUUACUGUGUUAAGUUUUAAAAACCCUUAUUUAUGAUACGUUUACCUGUGCUGAGUACUGUCAAGUGCUUAUUAGUAACAAAUUCCGUUAUAUUGUAGCAACGUAUCAUUGAAAUUAAUGCAAUUUCUUGCAGCUGACGGCAGUGGAUCCUACCACUAUUUUAGCAUCAUCUGUCGAAAAUUGGGUGAGCAGGUGAGAACGCUGUAGCACAAGAGUUUUGUCAACCUUAAGUGAAUUACACACACGUAAACUUUAGCCAAGGGUAAAUUUCAGUUGAAGGAAUUAAACCCCAAAAGCUGAAUUUAGUCGGGCUCUCUUGUCACGUACGUGUACUGCUAAACAAAACGUAUAAGAAGAAAAAAAAGUAAACUGACGAAAACCAACAAUGGCUCUGUGUUGAUUGCAGUAAUCAUUCUAAUUGUUACAAAGCAAUGAUGCUAUUGAGCAAUAGCAGAUUCGUUCUCCUGGACGUUAACUAGGUUUAUCUGCUGUGAAUUUAUUGCUAAGUGCAGUUACUUAACCUUGACACAAUGUUUCUGGUAUCCAUCCAUGCUUAGGUUUUGACAGUAAAAAUUGGAAAUAGACCAUCUCCAAAGAAUCCUUAUCCUGCAAGCUCUUCAGUGAAGAUCAGGUGAGGUUGUGCUGUUAAACCGCUGAACAAAGAAAAAGUGCAGUCUUAGUGUGGAGUAUUGUCGCAAAACUUCUGAAGUCACUCGAUAUUUUUUUUUCAGGUUUGCAUGCAUGGAACCUGCAUCACUAACCAUUGUUCCUGACAUUAAACUGCCGACUGUUGAAGGGCGACAACUUUCUCCAGAAAACUGUGUCAACUCAAAUAAAGAGGUACAAUCGAAACUUAGAGUUUUUUGCUGAGGUUGUCUAAUAGCGUUUAUACAUAGACCGAAAAAAAUACAGCAGAGCUGUUGUGGUCGUGUUAAAACUAAAAAUAAAGUCAAAAUCAUUAAAACAAUCAGAAAAACUAUGCACGGUAGAACUCAAAGCCUUAACUUUCUUUUGUAAAGCCGACUUUUUUUUUAAAAAGAGUGAUAUUAAACUCUUUAUUAAAGAAGACUACACUCUUCAUUCUUUUUAUGUUUACUCUUUACUAUUUAUUCUUUCAAUGUUAUCACUCUUGCUUGACUAUCCAUAGAGUCUAUCAUAACAAAAAAUAUUGUUUCUUGCAUCCCAUUUUUGUUAGAUCCACGUUCGAAACAACCAGCAUUUAAAUUUAAUUGCCCACUUGCGUGACUCACUUGGGCGAUCCUUUGACAAUUUUACCUCACUAACUGUGGUGUGGACGACCAGUGAUCGCUCUCUGGCGGAAUUCGUGGACAAAACCAGUUCUGUGAAAAUGAUGUUUGUCACGUACAAGAAAGAUGAAGACCUACGAAAAGCCAUAUGUAAGCAACACAUUUUUUUCUGUACCGAAAAAUGACCUCUCAUGUAGAGUAUUGUCGUCCUUUUGCAGACGUUCUUUUAGCACUUUAAAUUGUUCUAUCAUCUCAAAUGAAUGGGACCCAGCCUGCGGACAAGCCCUUUUUCUCGGCUCUAUUCUCUUGGCUUGGCAGAGAUUGCUGAGAGAUAUUGCUUAUAAGGUAAAAGCGAGCCUAAAGAAUGCCUACUUAGGAGAGCAGAUGAGAAGCAACUGGCAAGAGAAUAUAGCUGCCAUCCGACAUUACCUACGCCAUUACCAACAUCAACAUCUGACAAAAACAGAAAAAAGUCAUAUAGUGGGUUGUUUGAAAUUCAUUUGUCAUUGUUCAUAACCUUGUUUGCUUGUUACCGGGGAAAAGGAUUAUGGAUUGAACUUACUCACACUCAUACUUACCACACGUAGAGGAUUGCAUCCUCAGACGUAGAAAUUGAGGUUUCAUUUAAAGCAAUAUGAAUGAUACUAAUACUUUCAUUUGUUUAGCGUAUCAGACUGUAAGUUUGAGUGACAGGAUGGGUGGAGUGGUUAUUCAGGCAUCUGUUGGAGGAUAUGAAUGUGACACUCUCAGAUGGUGUGGACAGGAAUUGAAGGUUUGAAUUUUAGUUUAGCAGUUGAGGAAGCUCUUGAUAGAAAACACUCAGUGUUGUGGCUGGUAACUCAUUAUAGUGUGUGAACACGUGUGUUGCUGUACUAUCUUGUUAACAAAUUUCUUGCCUUGUUACAUCAACACGAGCACACUGAGGGCCUGUUUACAUGGAGGUGGGGGACUCCAGGUAGGUGAGGUAAAAUGCGGCGGAUCACCCCACCUAUCAUGUAAACGUGAUCAAAUUAAAUGUGAGAUUAUAUGGACAGGCGGGUUAGCCCACCUAAGCGGGUUACCUCACCUACCUGGUUUCCCCCACUUCCAUGUAAACAGGCGUCAAGUCAUGUAAGUCCUCUUUGUCACCCAUGUGAUAUUUUUCUCUGAUGGCAAAGCUAUUUUUUUUUCUUUAUCCAGCUUUUGCCAAUCCUAGAGAUGGGUCUCCACAGGAGAUCGAUGAUCCGAAUGCUAAGCUGUUUUUUAUCUGCUCACAGGAACCUGCGAAUUUUGCACUCACUGGACGAUUGAAGUUGUUGUUAGUGCCUGAGAGAAAACUUGUUCCACCGGCAGCGUCAAUUCUGAAUCACCCAGAGAAUCAGGUACAUUCAUUUCGGUUGUCUAGGUAAAAGCACCGUUAUUUAAUUAACAAUUAGAUUCCAUUCUGUCAGUUAUGGAUCACAGAUGACGUCAAAAUGUAAGAGAUCAAGCUUCAACGCUGGGUAGAAAACUGGUAAGUGUUAAUGAUAUAAUUAAAAGAAGUGUAGUCGGAAAAAGAAGAUAUGGAAGACGAGAGUGAUCAAGUUUUAACGAAGAAAUGGAAGUCAUCCGAAUUCAAUUAAUUCAAAUGUAAGCGAAGUAAACGAUUCAGAGCAGAAUUUACACCAUUUUGCGAAAGUCGAGUUUCCAGAGGACACUGUGUGUAAUCGUUAACGCGGUUGCUGAUGUCAUUUUAAACAUGGCACGCCCGAUAUUAGAAUCUGUGAAAGAACUCUCCGAAGAUUACUCCAAUCGUACCUUAAAUACAAGGACAUAGGAAAAAGCAACAGUCACAAAUAUUGCUAAGGUACACAUAGCAAUUCGUGAUUUAAUGACACAUAAAAAUAAUGUCAGUCUGGAACAGGAUCCUUUUACCCUCCUUUGGAUUACAAAUUGCGUACUAUUCUCAGCGGUGAUUGCCUUUCUCCUCUGCAAAGGCUGGAGAAGGGGAAAAAAUAAUUUCCCAAGAGAACAGGAGAGGCUCAGAAAUGGAAACGAAAGAAAGGUACGAGACCCAGCGCGUGAAAUCAGGAAAAAUCUGUCCACAGUUCAAGCAGAAUUGGACAAAAUAAGAACAAACGGGAAGUUAACAAAGAAAGGCAUCAAGAACAGAAAAAGCUAUUACGAGAAUGAAGCAUCAUUUCUGCGGCAGAUUUAGUUGAUUAUAUGGAAUACGAGAAAUCCAAUUUAAGAAAGCGUAAGAGGAGGUUUUUGAGAUGGAAGUCUUGAUAGGAGGCAAAGAGUGUAAAUAAAUAGUCUGAGUCGGACCCUGGCAGGCUGUACGCUGAUUUUAAGAAAAUCAUCGCUGAGCGGGUGAGAAGAGAAGACAGGAACGUAUUUGAUAAUAUCGAGGUUUCUACGGAAUACUGGAGGGCCCUCUGGGAAGGUAAAGGGAACUGGGAAUCAUGUGACACCCUGGCUCCAUGAGGUUCACAAAGCUAUCAGUGAUACUGUACCUGCACCAACAGCGACAACGUUUGAGCUGGACCACACCCAAGCCGUGAAAGUGAUCGCUAAGAAAAAGAACUAGAGCGCUCCCGGCCCAGACCGAAUUGCCAAUUAUUGGUGGAAGAAAGCGGAACAUCUUCAUAAGGGUGUGGCAGAAUGUUUCCAAUCUAUUGGUCAAGGGAACCCUGCAGUUUCAUUAUGGUUCACUGAGGGAAAGACCACCCUAAUUCUCAUGCCUGCGGAGUUCACAAGUGACAAUCAACGACCAAUUACGUACCUGAACACCCUGUACAAGUGGUUUACCGCCUGCUUACACGGGGAUGCAGGGGGACCAGAGAGGGGCUAAGGAAAGGUGUGGCGGAACGUAGGAAAUAUUUGCUUAUAGAUUGCACGUCUGUCAGGACAGCCAAAAAGACUGAGCUCGUGAUGGAAUACACCGAUAGUAGCGAAAACAAAACAAGGAGUGGAGGCAUCUGACCAAAUUACAUUCAAGAGAGGUCUUCCCCGGAGUGAUACCUACGUCCAAGGUUUUUGACGCUAAACAUUUAAUUAAGCAAGGGUCAGCAGGAUCAAGCAACGAUCCUCUGACAAAUUCGUAGGGGUUAUAGAGAAUAUCAAACAAGAAGAUCACCUGGUGCUCAAAAGUGCAGCAAACGUUUUCAUUCAGAGAAUGAACGGGUUCUUGGGCUAAGGUAAACUUUGGGCAAAAAUCAAAACUUUUUUCCUUUCUUCGUUUUGUCCAAUGCAGACUAAAGUUUUUGAGAUUUGGGAAUUGAACACGUUAUUGUGGACCAAAAAAAAUAAACAACAAUGAAGUUAUUUUGUUUGGUGUGGAAAAUGGAAAAAAAUUGAAAAACAUCCUUGAGAAGUUGAGAACCCUUUAGGGUUAAGUUUUUCUCCUCCAUAUGGUGUAAACGAAGUACAUUGCAGUUUGCUUUGUGACCUUUCAUUUAUAGAUCACAAAAGACGUCGAAGAGACAGGCAUAUUUCCUGGCAUCUUUAAUUCCCGCCCGUCGAUCACUGUCUUCAGCGUUCUCUUCAUACCUUCCAACCACUUGCAUUGCAGGGUCUGGAUUACCGUACAGCUUAACCACCGCCCGAUCCUGGUCUGUUCAUUUUCUUUCUCCACUGACUUUAGACCUCUUCCUCCAAGCUUGCUUGGGAGGUACAUCAACUUUGGUAAUCCUAAGGGGUGCUUGCCUCCUCCGCUCUGGUUAGAUGCCAGCACUUUAUUAUAGUCAGACAGAUAGUUAGUCCAGAUAUCUCGCUUUCAUUUCAUUCAUUUAUUUAUUUUGCUAUUAAUUAUUAACUGUAUAUUUACGAUUCACAAAACAUAAUAAAUUAAAAAAUAUACGUAUGUAUUAAAGGGGAUAUUUACUAUUCUAUUUUACAACUUAUGGAAAUGGUUAUGGCAAGGAAGCCGAUAUAUAGCAGAGAUAACUGUAGAAACACUAUCUACCAAUAAAUUAAUAAAGUAAGUGUCUUGUCUAAGGAGAGUACCUUCGCCUUUAACAACGACUAAACCAAGGUUAUGAUCCUAUCCGCCCCGCAGAUGUCCAGAGUUCAUCACCUUGACGAGUAUGGUCCUAACAUCGCAGUCAGUGUUUAUAAAAUAGAACGCAUUAAGUCUUGCAAACUACCUGGAGUUCACAUCAAUGAACAUCUUAAGUGAGACGAUCACAUCAAGCACACGGUAUCUGGAUGCUACGCUACUCUAUCAAUACAAAGAAAACUGAAAUAUCUCGCCAAAUAUGAGCUUAGAAAGCAGCUAGCAGAAACAUUGAUUUCGUCAAAACUAGAUUAUGCCGAUCUGGUUUUCUACCCUCUACCACAAUUCUUACUUCGCCGUUUGCAACCAGUUCAAUUUGCUGCCGCAAGUUUUGUACUCGGUCAGUAUGUUGAGAACUUUCGGGAUGCGCUUAAAAUCGGAUGGCUUCCAAUCAAUGAGAAAAGAGAUUUGAACCUCCUGAAAUCAUGCUUUAAAGCUUUGCAUAACACUGAGACUUGGCCAGACUAUCUUAAAAUAAUCAAACAGGAAUGCCUCAAGGAACUGCCCUCAAGCAAUUCAACUAGAUUAGUGGUCCCGACCGAAAACGGCACUUUCCAAGAUAAUGCGUCGAAGCUAUUUAACAAUUUACCAGAAACUACGAGAAACUGUAAAGAUUACAGAACCUUUUUAAGAUUUUCAAGGAAUUUUUUAUGUAACUGAGUACAGAGUGAUUAGUUAGUUUUACUGUAUUUUCGAUUCUUUUAAUCCUGCUUCUACUGUUAAUUGUAUAUUGCGUAAGUUGUAAACAACUUAAUUUUGGUUUAUUUUUUUAAUUGUAAUUGAUGUACUUUAACAGGGAAGAGCUACCCAGUGGAUCUGUUAAUAAACCAGUAUUAUUGUCAUUAUUAUUAUUAUUAUUAUUAUUAUUAUUAUUACUAUAGCCAAAGCCCAUGACAUUACCAACGGAAAAUCUUAGUAAAUCUUAAUAAGUGCACACAGGGCAUAUAAGGGGGUGCCUCCUCUUCCUUCUCCUCCUCCUCUACAACAGUUACUUUUAGUAUGUUUAUCAAAAAUAUUAUAAUAUAUGGUGCAUUAAGUGAACAGCUUGUAGAUUGGAGGAUGGUUUUAUCCGCUUCUAGGCCGUGUUUCGCAUUGAUGGAGGCUCAGGUCGCUUUGCUGUUAAAGGAAGCAGUAAUACUAUCGCCAAAGUUGACUACCAAGGCAAGAGUGAACUGCUGGUAAGUGAAUGAACUGGGAAAUUGCUGCCUUUUCACAGCGAGACCAAUAUAUCGGGGCCUUUGUCUAAAUUGUUUUCAGUGUUCUUCAUUAGUUAAAGCCUUAAGCUACGGUGGCAUCGACUGUAUAUUUCAUGACUUUUCUUGUAAUAAUAAUAAUAGCAAUAAUCAACUUUAUUUAACGAGGGUAACACGGCACAGUACUUCAACUGAAUAACUAGUGGCCCUCAAUUCAAUUGUGGUUCAAUUCAGAAUGAGACGUACUGCUUUGUCACACUUGUAUACUGGAUGAAUAAUAACAGAGUCGGAUAUAAUCAAUCGGUUUCCUUUUCACAGGUGAUACCACGAUCUGAGGGACUGUUCACAGUAACAGUACACGACUUGUGCUUGGACUCCACUGUUCCCGCUACAUUACACGUGCAAGUGUCAGACCUGUAUGGGGUGGAUGUCAAUGUUGUAAACAAGGUACAACAGGCCUGUUAGUGCCUGGGUGGGGUGGGGGGGGGGGGCGUAUGGUUCAGUGUGGUUCUGGGAAAGGGGAGCCUGUUACCCUUAAAAAAUAAAUAAACCAUGGCAAAGCUUGUGAUGGAAAGCCUCUUUGAAUCAGCAGCUGAGGAAUUCCACAUUAACUCUCGUUUCAGGUCUACUCUUUCGAACUGUUUCUUUCAGCUUUCUUAUUGUUUUUUUCAUAACAAGCUUUGGAAUUGGGACGGAAGACUGUCUGAAGAAACACAUUUAGAUUCAAGAGAAAGAAUCCCAGCUUGAGCGAACAUAUAGCACCCCAGACAAAGAAGCCUUACCAACUCCUCCUCUCAGAAACUUGUUCAGUACGCGUCUCUUAUAUUUCCAUUAUACCACAGGCCACCACAACAGAAAACCAUAAUCUACCAUUGUUUUGCUUUCCGUAACAGAUUGAGAUAUUUUCAUCAGAGAAACUCAGACUGCAGCUUUUGGAUGUUUUGGGCUCACCAUUAUUACUGGGAAGCCUCAGAUUCCUUUCAUUAACACCGCACUUCUCUCCGGACAUAUUAAGCAUCAGGUACGGUGCCCGCUGGUGAGCAACCUAUCUGGGCGGGGAGGGAUUGGGGAAGUGGAAGGAAACGAAAGGUUGCGUCGAGAGGAAUUUGAAUUUCUACGUCAAAAAAGUCGAUGCAUAUGCGGAUUGGUAGAGAUUUAAUUUGGCAAUUAUUGUCAAAUUUGAAAGGAUAGACCACAUUACGUCAAGAAGAACACCGCAACUCAUGCUAUUGAAAUCCUUCUUUCUGGCAAUCAGCUAAAGCUGUACCCAUGGAAUUUUUACUUCCGUUUUAAAAGAGAAGAAAACUUGCUGCUAGAAAUACGUCAAUCGCAGGACCUCCCUAAGCAAACGGCUACGACGUCAUCGGCCUGAAUUUAUUCCACUUCAAAGAAAUAAGUUCCCAUUUAAAAAGGAGGAGUAAAACAUCCCUACUAUACUACUCAAGUCAAAUAGGUGACAGCUACAAUUAUAUUUGUAACUUUGACUUUGACUUUAUACGUAAAUCGUUCGUACCAGUAAAUGGAAAAUGUCUUUUGGUGUAACUGAAGGUUUGCGUCAGCUAUAUUUCUUACCAUCUCACGGGAUUUCUAACCAUUUACCCAAACGAUUAUAAGCCAUCCAGCUAAAAGACCCUACGAGGCUUUCAUGUAUUGUAAGUUAAAAGAAAAUAGAUUAUUUUAUGAUUAUUUUUAUGCCCUGAACAGUUUACAAAGAUAUGAAUGAAAUAUGGUGUGACAUAUAUUUCCUUUAAAAAAAAAAUGGGUAACUGAUAAGUCCGUGUUGGGCUCCCUUUCCUUUUUCCAAAUUCUAAUUUUUUUACGCCUCUACCCUCUAGGCGAGAUUUUCAAUUGGAGGAAGACAAGGUGAUCAAUCGUGACACUGCCUACUUAACCGUCAGAGGCUUGUCCCUUGGCACCGCAAGCCUCACUUUUACAGCUUCUGCUACAGGGAAGGGAAGUGCUACAAGCAGACCUAGGGAUAUUCAGGUACGUCAGCUAAGGAGAGUGAAUGACGGAUCUAAUGUUAGGUUUAAGGUCGAUUUUGCACUCGUUUUAUUUACGUUACUAAGCAAAUGUUACCAAGGGAAGAAAACCCACGUGGGGUAGUCUAAACGUUUCUUUUCAGGGCGUUUCACACGGAGUGACAGUUACAUCACCCCAUACUUGAUACUUCUUCCUGCCCCCUCCCCCCCCCCGCCUUCAUACGUUAGUUCCCUUGGAGCAUGCUUGCACACAUAUCUGUUCUGUACUGGUCUUGGCUUUGAGCAAUUGUUCAUAUUAGCAUUACAUACAUACUGUGGUCCAUACUGUGUUUUUUGGCGAUAGGUUUUUGCACCGUUACGUCUGGAUCCAAGAGUUGUUGUGCUCAUUCGCGGAGCCUCAUUUCAGGUAAUACAGUUUUAAGUUUUCUUUCUUUACCACUUUUGUUACGUUCAUUCAAAAACGUGACGUUUUACUUGACUUUUGUUCGAUCCGUCUUUUGAUCUUAUGAGGAGUGUGUGGAUAUUAAAAAUUACCAAAAAACUACUAAAACAAUCAAUCUCUGUUUCUGAAAGUGACUGCUCAAAUUUGGAGUGGAAUUUGUAUUUGUCAUUAUCUAGGUACUAUGAGAAAACAUUUGAUUCUGUGUGGCACGACUGACUUCUAUGCAAGCUUGUUAGUGUCUGAAAGAACCCCUAAAACAUUAUACUUAAAUUCAAAUCGUGCCUUUAAAACUAAGUCGCCACAGUCUUAAGUAAAGUUUUAAGUAUUAUUAGUCUCGCUUGCGUAAGCAGCUGGACUCAUAAUCUCCAACGCGUUUUCGCCUCGGGGGGUAGUCCCUUAUAUAGGCUAUAUAGGCAUGUGCCGCGCCAAAGGGUAUGUUUUUAGCUGUUUUGGUCCGAAAUAGGGUAUCAAUUUCGACCACGGUAUGGUUUGUGCACUCGUCUUGAAUUGGGUUUAUUUUUUUAGAAGUAUUAGCUACUUCUUCAUCAUUUGGAAAUAAGACCAUUUCCCUUUUAAUGUUUACGCCAACUACCGUGUACGUGCCGUAACAGCUUGUCACGCGCUCCGGUCACGCGCCGGGCUCCAGGGCUUCAGGUCUGAAAUAGGGUAUCAAAUUUUGAUUACGUCUGAAACAGGGUAGGGAAAAUCAUAGAUCUUGGUCUGAAAUAGGGUAAGGGUUUCAAGAAGCGUGCCGGACACUCCUCCCAAUUUUUCUGGAAGUACCCCCCCCUGGAAUUUUUGGGACACAAAAGGUAGGUCAUUGUGCCAGGCGUCCUUGCGGAGACCGUGGAAACUGGGACUAAGAAUCUUUGCGUGAUGGAAGCCACGCAUGUUUUGCGAAGAAAAGCUUGGGAAAGAUUUAAUUUAGAGAUUCUCCGAAACGUGUCGGUCCACGAAUUCUGUCUUUUGAAAGCGUUGAUUACUUUGGAGCAAGGGAACACUACUAAGUGGUCGAAAAAAGAUAAGAAACUUAAUUAGAAAAAUUUCGAUGGUCGGGUGUUUUAAACGUUCACUGUAUGCAAAUGAGUCUUGUGAUGAGCAUGCGAUUUAUUUUCGGCGAUUCAAAUGACGUGCCAUGUAAAUCACUUUUUCGAUAUCUGGCAAUGAUGUAAUUACUCUGGAAUCGAGGCCCUUGAAUUUUCGUGUAUCUAUACACGCGUAUAGGCUGCUACCAGACGACGAGCGAAUAGUAUCCCAUGAUGCAUUUUCCAGAAGCAUCACGCAAUAUCGCAGUCAUGGCAGAUUCCAUCAUGAAAUAAGGUCGUUUUCUCGUCGGCUUUUUUCUCACUCGAUUUCCAGGUAAAAGUAAGAAAAUUACAUUAUUUCGUUAUUUGACAUGAUUUCUCCGAUUUGCAAUGGCUUAAGAGCGAAGUUUCCGCACAGAAACAUUUAUUUCCACGGUUUCAAGUAGUCUUCCCAUCACAAAGUGUUCAGUGACCCACAACAAGGUCAUGAAUAUUCAAGAUUUUUUGGAAUAUAUGUUGAAAUCUUCGAAAUGUGGACGUCACGCCAGCAAAAUGAAGUCCUGAAUAUUGUACAGGCUAAGAAGUACCCAGAAGUACCCACAUUUUGAAGACCUUUUUGUCGACCAAAGAUGGCUUAAAUUUCGAAUCUUUUAUCACAUUUCAACGCCAUGUGUCAUAAUAUAUGUGUGGCCUGCUGAAGGCUACAAUCUGUUGGGCGCUUUCGAGAGCGCUUUAAUAUUUAUGCCGAAGCAAUCACUUUGUAUUUUCAAAGAGGUUAUUUUUAAGAGGAAUUUGUCUAUAAUUAUUUUAAUUCGAAGAAGGAGCGGUGCAAAUGGUGUGUUUCAGUGUGAAAACAACCUAAAGAAAGGUACCACGCAGCAUGCAAGCCGGCACAACGUAAACAGGCCUGCUCAGAAUUUGAAAAAGAAACAUCAGAAACUUUAUUUAUUCAAAAGAACAGAUCAGUAUUCUGGGCAGGAAAUUUCCUUGAUGAUUGCUUGAGUCAGUACCGGGUAGAUUGUGCUUCAGAGAAUUGUUUGUCGCAUCGAUAGGUUAAAUUUUAUUUGUAACUGCCGUUCUAAACUUCAGCUCCUUUGAGCGCGAUGCUGUAAUAAAUUCUCCUUUGGUAAUUAGCUUCACAGCGUAGCGGCUGUUUUGUUGGAACCACUUUAUAGAUCAGUCAUAGUUUUGGUUCUCCUCUGGCCUGGGUACGGUUCUGCUAGUGAACCUAGCGAAGUUUAUCAAUUGCCGAGUCUUAUACUUUGUGUUUACAGUGCGACGGAGCGCACAAAGGAGUUCUCGACAGAUCAGUGAAAUACAUGUAAAACCCUUCUUGAUCAAAGUAACGCUGAAAUUCUCCUUUAAAGGACAGUGAAUAUAAGCCAACUCGAUAAUCUCAAAAGCAGAAGCUGCUGAACCGAAACAUGUUUGGAAACCAUCCACAUCGAGCACUGCGAUCGAUGUUCACUUCACGCGUGCUGAAGAUUACUAAUGAUGAUCUGUCCCGUACGCAGUGAUAAUAUAACAUGAAUCGAGGUGCAUCAUGGGAUACUAUUCGAUCGUCGUCUGGGCUGCUACCGCAGAGGUAUUUUUGGGCGUCGCUAACACGCGUACUAAGUCAAUUCAGAAACAAAUAAAAAGUAUCGACGAGGUUGCAGUUUAAGUCCUCUGCUCUUUAACCUAUAUGUUAGUAACUGAGCGUUUUCGUUCAAUAAUAUUUUAUCUGAUCCGUUUCUGCUACAAAAUAGCACCAUAGUCAACUCCCUUUUUUCUGCAAAGGACCCAGUGCUAUUAUCACGAUAAUAUUACAAAAUUUGCGUAAUCACUUACUCUUCUUGUAGUAACUCCUGGAUGCUUAAAACCAAGAAAAUGAUUUUUCAAAGAUGCGCUAAAAUGUUAUAUGUUUUUCACAUAGGUAAUGAAAUAAUAGAUAUGUACAAGACUUGCAUCCCUUCUUCUGGAAAUUUUACGCUUCCGCUUGAACACCUGUACUAAAUGCGGCGUUAUUUAGUUUAAGACGCCACGCUGAUUUUAGUGAGCUGAACCUUCUUUUGCAUUUAAAGGGUUUGAUACAAUGCUUCAACCACUGUAACCUACAACAGUGAAGUUUGGGGUGCUUCUGUAAAAUCAGAUUUGAAGUUGUGGGACAGCUCCGAAAUUGAAAAAAGAAACACGUUUACUAUUCUGUAAACGCCAUGCUCCUUGCAGAGCUAAACUUUGAAGAUUCCCUCUGAUCCUUGACAUAAAAUAAAACAUAGGCACGUUCAACGUGCAUGAGCUAUUUUGAAUGCUUCAGUGUAACUAUAAUACUUCGGUGUAACCUUACCAAGAGUGAUGAAUCUACUUUUUUCAUCCUAAAUGUAGAUUUGGUUUUUGUGCGAAAUUGGGUAUUGCGCUACAUAAAUGAAAACGCGAAACGCUCAGCUGAGUCGAUCCUCAACCUAUGUAUUCACUUUCCUCUGUCUUUCCCAGUUACAUCUGGUGCAAGUUAAACAAAUUGCUAAAGUAAAAUAAAUUUCUACUCACCAAACGUUGAUUAGAAGGAAAACUCUAAGGUUUCCUCGGAGUUUCUUAAGCCAAAAUGUGACUCAUCGAAUACUGAAUAGUUACGAAAUACCAGGAUUUUUAUCAUUGAGGUAGAUGGUUGCGUCAUCAUAAUUCACGAGGUUUUCACGUGCGAUUCUACUCAGUGAAACAGUCUUUAACUCCGACAACUUAUUUCUUCAUGUUUUAAAAGCUAUUGCUUCUUAAAAGGCAAGAGCCUUUUUUAAGGCAUUGGUUACAAAACGAAACAGGUCUUCAUAUGUCCAAGUUACUAUUUAUCAUUGUGAAAAGCCAAUCUGCAUGAGAUGUACAGUCACACAGCUGGCACGUGAAAGUGUUGGACUUUGUCCCCUUUCGUGGAUCGUACGUGAGGGAAUUCGAGUUAUCACACAAUAAACUAGUAAACAGAAUUAUAAAAAUAACUCUUGCACACAAUUUGCACGUGAAGAUGUUGGUCUUUGGCCCUUUUAAAAUUCGUACGUUAAAAAAAGGCAAAUUGUUUACUACAAAAUUUUCUCAAGCGAUUUUAAGAAAUCACCUCAGCUUCAUUACAACAUCUGCAAUUAAAUUAUGUUUCAUGCAACGUCAAGGUUGAUAACCUAACAUUUAUUAACAUUUGUGAGACAGUCUUUAACUCCGACAACUUAUUUCUUCAUGUUUUAAAAGCUAUUGUUUCUUAAAAGACAAGAGCCUUUUUUAGGGCAUUGGUUACUAAACGAAACAGGUCUUUAUACGUUCAAGUCACUAUUACUAUUGUGAAAAGCCAAUCUGCAUGAGAUGUACAGUCACACAAAUGGCACGUGAAAGUGUUGGACUUUGCCCCCUUCCGUGGUUCGUACGUGAGGGAAUUCGAGUUAUCACAGUAAUCGAGUAAACAGAAUUAUAAAAAUAACUCAUGCACACGAUUUGCAUUUGAAGAUGUUGGUCUUUGGCCCUUUUACAAUUCUUACUUUAAAAAAACGCAAAUUGUUUACUACAAAAUUUUCUUAAGCGAUUUUAAGAAAUCACCUCGGCCUUAUUACAACAUCUGCAAUUAAAUUAUGUUUCAUGCAACGUCAAGGUUGAUAGCCUAACAUUUAUUAACUUCCAAGAAAAUUAUCAAACUGCCGAAAUAUAUUUCUGCUCAUAUCAUGUUACUCCACUCAAUAAAGCAGUACCUAAUUAUUGUGUCAACUAGCUUCUUCCAAUUUUAUUCCCUAACGCUACUGUUUCUACGUAAGUUUAUACGCAUCUUUACAAAAUAAAAUACGUUUCAAUAACUAUAAUGCUUAGUAUGCAGGAAGGAUGUAUCAUGUUUUUCACUUAUUAUUCCUUUUUGUUGUUGUUUUGCCGGAACGAAAAAGGUCUGUUGAACUUUGUAAGCGAGAGAAUAAUAUUUCUACAGCUUGUUUACAGGAUUAGCAAUACUCGGUACAGCCUUUAAAAAAAUAAGCUGCUUUUCAAACUUCUAAAACCACAUUUUAUAGGCCGCAUACUUUCGAAUUAAAGUCCAUAUCUAAAUAUCAAUUAUUGCUUCACUGGAAGAGCUUUGAAAAUAUAUGAUCGUUUAUACUCUACCUUGAAGCAGGUGAAACACAACUCAUAAAUACGUGCGUGGUACCGUUCGCGAUAGCCGAAUUCGGUCAGAAAUCUCUUGAAGUAGCAUCCACACUAAAAUAUGAACCCUUAAACAGCUGCAUCACUGUACACAGCGUUUGAAUCAUGAAGAUAUUUAAUAUAAUGUUUCCAAACACCUGUAGCCGUAAUAAAAGACGAACAAAUUGUAAAGAAUCAAGAUGGCGGUCUUAAAGUGCCCUUGUUCGACCUUUAGCAAUGUGAUUUUUAAGUAGAUGCCAAGAUCUCAUUGGUUCCUUAGCAUCAACUCAUAGUACCUUCAACCUUAUUGGCUCUUGCAACAAACAUCCCAACAUACAAAGUUACAAAGAUACAAAGAUACAAAGAUACAAAGAUACAAAGAUACAAAGUUACAAAGUUACAAAGAUACAAAGCCACAAAGAUACAUACGCUCACACCACUGACAUAUGAGCUAUUUUUUCAAAAUAGCUCAAAAAAGGUGCUUUUAAAUUACUUAAGUUACCUCCAACAAAAAGAUAAAGAUACUUUUAAUUAGUCUUUUGACCUUCAUUAAAUAGUUUACUCACCUGUCUUAUGACGAUGACUGACCACUAUAAUUUUUCUGACUAUAAUUGGCCAAUUUCGAAUUAUCAAAAUUAAUACUCGGCUCCAAGGCUGAGGAAAAUAAAACAAAAGAAAUGAAUUAUUAAUUUAUGGAUCUCAGUGUCAUUUCCUUUGUUCAAACAUUCAAUAUAUUUCAUUCAUGUCAUCUUGUUUCAAAUGGAGACAAACUUGUAUUCGGGAUAUUUACUCCUACUGUAUGAACAGUGGAAAAUAAUCAACGAUUGGUUUCAUUUUAUGUUAUUUUAAAUUAUUUUAAUUAGUAAUGGUAACAGGACUGAGUGGGGUCCAGUUCGGUCUGUAAUCAUACGAGUGAUUAACAAAACCGGACGACCGCGUAGCGGGAGUCCGAUUUGUUUAAUCACGAGUAUGAUUACAGACCGAAUUGGAGGACACGAAGUUCUGUUACCAAUUAAUCGUAACUUUAACAAAAUUUGUGAUAUAAAAGAGUAUUUUUUAAAUCAAAACACAAGAAAUUCGAAAUUUUGUUUUGCUGGCAGUGAAAAAAAAAGCCAUUUAAGCGCGCGCGUGAUGGCGCGUACUGUCCUAUUAACUGUCCAAUUAGGGCUGAAAUCAGGGCAGUUGAUAGCCAAUCAGAUUUGAAAAUUUUGUUAUAGUUAUGAUUAAUAAAAGAAUCAACAAUUGGAUAUAAGUAGCUUUUAACAAUACUUAUUUCUUUCCUAUGGUCAUGCAAAUAAAAAGUAUUGUUGUUGUUGUUGUUGUUGUUAUGUGUUUUUAUUACUUUGUUCUGUAACAUCCCAAAUAUUAUGAGCGGCAAACUUGAAAGUUAUUAUGAACGCAGGAGGCCCUGCUUUAUUUUUGUGGAAAGCUGCUGGGCAUAGGAAAGUGUCGUUAUAACUUAUGAUCUUUUUUCUCAUUCCAUCAUGGAAGUGAUAGGGUACAUGUCUUUCAAUUCAGUUACCUUGCCGGCGUUAUUACUUGUCAGGUCCGGAGCACAGGUGGUCCAAGUCCACAAACAGCAACCUUGUUUAACGUCGUUAACGAAACUGUGGCAUCUGUCAGUAGCGUGGGACUCGUUAAAGCCCUGCACCUUGGUACGACUAAUCUGACUGGAUUGGUUCAGGCUGCUGAUGCUGCUAAAGGCCAAACAUUGUUUUACUCCAAGGUGAUUUAGUCUCAAGCGAUAGAACAAUAGUUACUUGUCUCCAUUAAAAGGACAUGGUGCCCUUGUAGGUAAUUUGUAAUAAUAAUGUUCCUCAGAGCCGUUUGAAAGACAGUUUAAUUUUUGUUCUAUGUCUUUCCCUUAUCUUUUCGUAAUUUCCUUUCUGACCUUCAUGGAGCGUUGACUUGUUAUUAGAUUUAUGAUGCUCUUGGAUUUUAUCCAAACGCCAAAGUAAGGAUUUUGCGAACAAGGGAUUGUUUUGAUUAAAACGUCUUUCUCACCGCUUAGUUGAAAUGUUAAUGAUAAUAACGUUUUUGAGAUAUUAUUAUAUGUCUUUUUCUCCUGUUCCUAGGAUGUUAUCAUUGUUCACGUUGUACAACUCAAAGGAGUAAAAAUUAACGUGGCCUCCACUAACUUGGUUACUGAGACAAAGGUAUUUAUCAGCUUGAACUGAGUUGUACAGCAAUGUUGUGACAUCUUUAACUUAAUUUUGUUCAUCUAGGUGUACCAAACAAACAUUUGAUAACUCUAGCAUACGAUAUUUGAUAUAAUGUUAUCUAGCAAUUAGCAUGAACUAAUUUGUGAAUAAUCCGUACAUCUCGUAAUAUGUGGUCGAGCUAGUUGUUCGUACGUCGAUUAGCGCUCACCCGGGGUUAAACUCUAAUCCAAGUUUCAUUUUUUUUUUGUUGAAAAGCAUUUUCAUUUCAUCAAAUUGUAGACAAAAAAAAUUAAACUGAAUUUGCUUUUUAAGCUUUCAAAUUGAAUUUCAAUUUCGCACUAACCCUGGGUUACCUUAACCCAGCUUUGAACGACCCGGUCCAGGCAGCGAACAGCUUUUAACAGUCAUCGAAAAGUGGUAUGACACCCAAGGUGAGAUGUCGUGAAUCCUUGCCAAACUUCAAGCGUCUACUAGUUACGGUAAUUCAUCGAAAACCUUCAGGUAGCAUUGUAACAGUUUCCGGGGUUUUUGAAAAGCAGUAGUGGAUUCACAUCCAUUCAAGUUAUUAGUUUGCUUUCUCCGUUCUUUCUUCUUAGUUUUAGAGAAAAGUCUUCUCUCCUUUUUGUCGUUUUCUUUUUGGACAGGUAAGCAUUUAUGCGUCUGGCUUGAGUGAUGAGACUCCAUUCACCUUUGCCAAUGCUAUGCCUGGGUUGAAGUUCCGCUGGAGUUCAUCCAAUCCGGAUGUGUGUCAAGUCAAGUCUGUGUACGCUUUGGUAAAUUACCCUACAACUUGUAUCAUAUUACUAGUAUUGAAACUAAACCCUUUUUAUUUAUUACUCGUGUUACGUGGCUAAAACACUUGCGCCAAAUAAAAUUAAGUGCUUAUGAAAAAAGGAACUCUGUUUUAUUGUUCUGUUUUAUGACCAUUUUGCCAUUUACAUUAAAUAUACACACAGAAUUUAGAAAGAUGAGGUACGAGAGCCUAUGGAAGCCAAUCAGGCUUAUAAUAAUAUAUGACUUAAUUACUUAAAUGAAACACGGGCAUAGGCAAGACAAUUUAACCAAACCCACAUAAAAUAAUCAUUAAAUAGGAUAAAAAUAGUUAAGGCUGAACGUGCAAGUGCUUCCCUGGGUGCCAGAGGCUUUUCAUGCGCGGUUUCCGGUUUUUCCGCGCGAAGCUCCCCGUCGCACGCGAGAAAAAACCUCUGGUACCCAGGGUAUGCAAGUGCAGAAAAGAAAAAGAAAAAGUGAGACGAAAUAAUGCAAAAAUACGAGGGAAAAGAGCGAAAAAGUACACGCAAGCAUUAAGAGUUAACUAUGCUUAUAUCAAGAAAACUGACCUUAGUUUAGAAGUGAACACAGCAAUGCUAGAGGCAUUCUGAAUUUCAGAGCUAAAGGCAUUAAAUAUUUGGGCCCUUGAAAACCAUGUGAAAAUUUCCUUAAAUUUAUCCUACAGUGGCUAACUAGUGUUAUUUAUACGAAUGUGCGUCACAGUUAAAUAAAAACAUGUCAUUAAAACUAUUAGGAAGAAGGCCGUUUUUGUAAAGAUACGUAACUUUACCUAUACUAAGUUUGAUUAUAUCUUCAAAUUUUAGAAUUCGUAAGGUCACAAAAUAGGAUUGGUAUCUGCAUCAAAAGUACUCCUGGAAAUUAUUCUGAUAACCGGUUUUUGGAGGGUAAUCAAACGUUUAAAAUGUGACUGAUAAGUUGAGCCCUAAACACUCGCACAGUAAUGUAAUUACAGAGAAACUACUCUACAUAACCGUGCAACUUAUGACUUUCCCUAGCAAAACCAGCUGAACUAAUACAUCAAGUGUCAGGGCAAACAGUCGAACAGGACUGUAGACGCAACGCUGAGAAAAACGGCUGCGUGUGAGAUUAAAUAAAUUAAUCUGAACAGUAUUCAUUUCAUUCUAAGGUUCAGAAGUUUUAACAAAUGUUUUACUUAAAGUUGACCUCUGUAAUUGUCUCUGUUGUUGUUUUUCUCUUGAUUUUUUGUUUUCUUUUUUUGUCUAUGACUGAAGAGUGGCGUGGCUGUUGAAAGUGAGAGAGACUUUCGAGUGGACCUGCACUGCACUAAUCCAGGCCAAACGACUGUCACACUCAGGUUGGAGAUAACUGACCACAGAUAUCAACAGGCUUACUCACAGGCCUUGUUUCGAGAUGAUGUUACAUUUGACGUAAGAAACCCAAAUUCCUUUUUCAUAUUAUUCACAAAUUCAUUCAUCUACCCAUCCACAGUUGUGCAAAAAUUGAUUUUGCGCUAGGGCAAAUAUCUGAGUCACUGAUUUUGUCUGAGUUAUUAACCCCCGGGUAGAUAAUUCCUCUUAUCAUGAAGUUAAAUGAAAUUUAACGCAGAGGAACAACAAGGAGCGGUCUCUUUCUUGUCGGUCAGCGGUCAGUGUGGUGGCGCAGCGCAGUCAGCCUUGCUUGUAUCAGCUCCAUGUGCUUAUUGCGAUGCUUUCAUGGUGGUCACUCGCUUUGUUUAGCCUUUGGAUCGUGCUUUUUGCCCCUCCCCUUCCCUCCCCUACAGAGAGGAGAAGUUGUUACGUCACGUUGCCAUGGUAGCAAAAUUUUUGGAUGAUCAAAGCGGAAACGACACUUAAAAAGUGAAUUCGCACAGCUUCAAACUUCAUCGAUCUUAUUCAAUUUCAUUUAAUUUGGCAAAUGUUGGCGAAAUUCUCUAGGUUUGAAUCCGAAAGUACCGUAUCUAAGUUUAGAAGAGGAAAAAGACAACUUUUGUGUUGUGUUCACCUACUCCAUAAAGCAAGCAUGUGAAAUUGGGAAUUUUCCGGUCGCAUGGGCGCAUCGACGGCAAAAAAAUGUGCAAAAUAGCUUGAUGCACGUGUAAAUUUGCUGUUUUGUCAAUAAAAACCUUUUACUUUUUUUGCCGUUCCGUCGCCGUCGUCGUUGGUUUUGUUGUCAUCCAGAAAUAGUGCUACCAUGGUGACGUGACGUCAUACUUCUAUCUAUUUUCCACUGAUAUAUCAGUGUGAUAGGUGCCUGGUUGCAUUGGCUUAGUUAUGGCUGGAAGGCACGGGUUUACCAGCCGUGGGGGCGUAACUCUGUCCAGUUGCUGGCUUUGCCAAAAGUGGAAGCUUCUGGACAUCUCGGGCACCCACCUCCAUUGAACGUCGCUGUUGUUAACUUCUGAUUUUUAGACGAUGAACAAGUUUUAAAGACAAAAAAUUCCCAGAAAACAAUUAGGGAAGAAUUUCAGACGAUUGUUUUGUUAUAAAACAAUAACUGCAGUAUUAAGUGUUCUUGGGUCUACGAGACAUUGCGACAUUUCAUUUUGUCGUUGGUAAAGACAAGGAAAUCUAACCUGCAUCUCAAUAUUUUGUCGAUGACGUCUUUAGGUGUAUCAAAGACUUCAGCUGAUCUUUCCUAUAACUGGUUUUAUGUUGCUACCUCACAACGUGAACACGAGACUUAAAACUAACAGGUUUGUAAAAUGUGUUUACUUGUCUAUAUUACUAAUAGAUCAAGUACAUAUUAGUGAAAAGACUGCUGUAUUCUUCCGCAUUAUCGAAAACAUACUCCAGCGAGGUCUUUCUACUGAACCGGUUUCGGUCGAAUGAUAUCCUGGUUUAUAGGUGCAUUAUAUUUUUUGACGUCGGAGUUUAUGUCACCUGCUUUAUUUAAACUUGUCCCGGGUGUUUAAUGUCUCGAAGUUGAUUAAUAUGUCAUCUUUCUCAAGUUCGAGAUAUCCCAUGCAAUAAGUCUUCUAUUUUUUUCUCAAGACUUGUGCUACACCAGUAAUCAUUCUACUCCUUCAACUUAAACCUGAUUAUAAUACUCUUUUUAGGGAUGGGUCGGCAAGAAUUACCUACGAGCUUAUCACAGACUGUUCUCAACGUACAGUGGCGUCCAACAGUCCAGCGGUGGUGUCAGUCAAUCGAGGAGGUCAACUGUCCACUUCAUCAGUGUCUGGAACAGGUGUUGUGUUGGUGACUAUCCAUGAAGAGUUUGGCAUCAAUCAAACUGCCGUUGUGCAUGUGGAGGUACAUCAACCCCUAAUGUUUCCAAAGCCAGUUGCUCUUGUGGUUAGCAUAAUGGUGUCAAUAGGCAUGGAAACGAGAAAUAUUGCCCUUUUAAAUCUUUCGCAACCGUGGCUUGUUUGACAGAACUUUGAACUUUCUUUCGUCUUCAUUUAGGGAACAUCUAUAAAAUCCCUUUUUUCAAUACUUAAUCCACUUGAAACGGUGGUUUGAAUGCGGUUUUCUUUUUACUAACCUUAGGUUCUGAGCCUGCUUUCGCUUGUGUUGAUUAAGAGGCCAGAACGCUUCUAAGUUUAUUCGUUAUAGUACAAGCUUUCUACAUACAUUUUAAAACCAUUGUGUCCUUCUAACAAAGAAGUUGAAAACAAUUUUAUCCAGGUGAGACUAAGCUUACACAGCUGAUUUAUGGCUUCCAUGUCCAGCGCAGCCGAACUGAUGUAUAAAACCCGAAAGGAACUCUUUUCAAUUGGGGGUUUUAACCAAGAUAUGUACAUGAACUUUGUCGAAAAUCGACUUCCUAAUAAAAAUCUAGUUGAUUUUCGUCAUCGGUUGUGCUUCGUAAACAAAAUAACGGAGCUCACAAGGGUAACAGAUAGAACAAAGAGCGUACUUGAUGUUAUUCUUGUCAGUCACGCAGAACGCUACAUAACUUCGGGUAAUUUGCAACUUGGUUUAAGCGAUCACGAUCGGGUCUUUGUUGUUAGGAAAAGUAAACUUCCACGCCCAAAGCCACGCUUAAUUGAAUAUCGCAGCAUGAAGAACUUUGACAAUGCGGAAUUCUUGACCGAGUUAAAAAGACGCCCCUGGGGCACGACGCAUGCGCCGGUCAAGAAAAAAUGGGUGCGCAGUGAUCAAUUACCCUGGAUCUCAACUGAAAUUCAGCACGAAAUUGCCCGGCGCAAUUGGCUGUUUAAACGCUACAGGAAGAACCCAACUAACAAUCUCUGGGUUGCGUAUAAGCAACAGCGUAAAUAGAAUACUGUAUUCCCCUCCUGUUAGGGGUGGGGAAAGUCCAGGCCAAUAAAAUUGAAGACGCGAAUCAUUAUUUAUUAAGGACACGGGAAAUCAUUGUCUUACCAAGAACUCUUAAAUAUAUGUAAGUUAGACACUUUAGAGUGUAGGAAAAAGAAGCAAUCUCUGAUCCUAUUAGCAUAAGGGAAACGUCGUACGGUUUAAGAGGAAAUGGAAAUCUUUGCGUUCCCAAAGGUAAUCUUAAUUUUAUGAGGAACUCUUUUACUUACAAGUGCGCUCAGGUAUGGAAUAUACUUCCGGAAGAUGUCAAGCUGGCCAAUGAUGUUAAUAUUUUCAAGUCUAAGCUAGGAUCAAUUUAGUUUUAAUUUGUAUAUUCUUAAAAUUUUUUGUAAUUUUUAUAAUUUUUUAUGUUCAUGUGUACAUAGAUUAUAGAUUACAUUUUUUUUACUUAUUAUUAUUAUUAUUAUUAUUAUUAUUAUUAUUAUUAUUAUUAUUAUUAUUAUUGUAGAUUUAAUGCACGUUCAUGUUUUGAACGAGCACUUGUGCUCUUAGACGAGAACGUAGUUAAAUAAAUUGUUGUUAUUGUUGUUGCUAUUGUUAUUGCACACAUCAAAUAAUAUUAUGUAUAAUAAAAGGAAAGGCUUGUUAGAGAAUACUCACUUGCUGUCCGGCGUUAACACCAUUUGUAGGUCAAAGCAGUGUCAUCACUAUCCAUCACAUGUCAGUCUCCUCCUGUCAGAGCAAACUCAGACGAGUUCCAGACUUUCCCUCUGGGUAUGAAUGCGUUGUUCGCUAUAACUUUGCAUGACAAUAUUGGACGGGAAUUUGCUGUUGCUAGUAUUCCUCUAAAGUACAGAUUGAACAGGCAAGUUGCUAAAUUAAAGAAGAUUAAACUAGUUAUUAUAUUACCAGAAUAUAACAUCUUGUUCUAAAAUAACCAUUUAUAGUAGAGGUUAUGGAAAAAAAAAGAGAGAGAACCUUUUAUGUAAUUGAAUGUAGUUUUUAUCAGGUUUUAUGCAGUUUGUUUUUUAAGUACCGAAAGUAAUUUUAGUGUUCAACAUAUUUUACUUUUUUGUUGUUGUUGUUGUUUUGUUUUUUACGCUGACGAAAAUAACGGCUAUUGAUUUCGGCGCUACAUAAAAUUUGUUAUUAUUGGGCAAACUGGAUGUCAAAGAACGCACAUCCCCCAAACAACUUUUCAAGUAUUGAGUCUUGAGUGAAGGUUCCAGUGGCCAAUAUGUAUGUCGUGGUCUCAUCCGUUCAGAAGCCCUUUAAGCUAUCCGGGCAGGUCGACCACAUACUGGUAGAGUUAGACCAACACACCAGGCACUACGUCCCUCACUCACUCUUAACAAAAAGUGUGUGGAUUCUUUAGCGUCCCACAAAAUUAUUCAUGAAUGCUGGCCCAAAAGUUUUUUGACACUUCUUGGUUUUCUUCAACGUAGUGCAAGGCAGCAAUAAGAACUUCAAAAAAGCAAUUGUUAUAACAAGCACCACAAUUGUGUACGUGCGUCCCACGUUUUCGUUCAUUUUUUGCCAUCACUCCAAGCCUACAAUGUGAAACUUUUAAAAACAUUGAGACGUUUUCUGAAGAACUUGAGUGUAGGACUAGGAAUUUUUUUUCACUUUCUGGCCUUGCAUACGGUGGGGAAGAAUUUGACUCCAGGUGCAUUCGCUUUACAUUUGAGAAAAAAAAAUUAAGCGAGUUGGAAUUACCGUACAGCAUCAACGAACUCAAAUUGAAUUUUCCAUAGGCGUUUUUGCUGUCGUCACGUUACUCCCUACUAGUGUCCUUACACACGAUUCGCUGCCUGCAUCAGAUGCGGGGAGUGAUGUGUGCUCAUUAGUUGUAUUUGUGGUAUCAGUCAUUUACGAUGUUUCGGAUCCCUAACCUGAUGCAUGCACUUAUUUUGUUGUGGAUAGGUUUGAUGCUGUCCAUGUUGCACCUGGACCUGAAAAUGGCACAUUUUAUGCUCGAGCAAUGAACUUCGGAGAAGCCAUUCUUAAGGUCAGUAAACAGUAAAAAUUCUGUUCAGAAAGUUCAGCGUCUAAAACGAAAAUAUUCAAAACCACUGUGACCUCGUUCAUUACGCAUACAGGGGAAAAAUCCGCAAGCUGGAAGUGCAAGAUGAAGUAAAAAUGAAAAAUUAUACAAAUAACACAAAUCAACGCACAAUGUUCAUGAAUAUACAACUAGGUAUACCUAUCGAUAGAGUGCCAACGAGCAAAUCAUGCGUAUUUUGCUUAGGAAUAACAUUCCUUUUUUUCCCCAUUUGACCGUUUCUUGGUCCCUUCCUGUUGCAAGGAUUAUUUUCUUGAAAAGUUCUCAGAUUCAGUGGCUUUACAAACCUGCUAUGUAAAAGUGUGAAAUGCCUUGAAAGAAUAAAGUCAGCUUUGCAGAGGAAGCGAUCGGGAAUAUUAUUAAGUCCAGCUACAAAUCUACUGUCGGUUCGGUUUCACAUUGUUGAUAAAUAUUUGCACAGUUUAAUCAUUUAAACCUCCUUUCAAAUUUCCCGAGGCUUUUUGUUAUCGGAUUGAAACUUAAAAUGAUUCGCUGGGCCAUCUGAAAUGUUUCCAAGGACAUGCGAUGUACGGCACGUCGGUAUUUAAUUUUAGUUCAUUAUUUUUAUACUGAACUCGGCCACGUUUCGAAAAAAAUGGCGUUGUUUUCUUUUCCUUUGUCGUUCGCUUUAGGCUUGUAAUUCGUUUUUGUUCUCAUUGUUUUUGUUUGCUGGUUAGAUUUUUUCCCCAACACCAGAUUUUCCAACAGAAGCGACUGCAUUCUUCGUGUCAAGCUUUCCUUAUCUCCUCGUGUAAUCUGAUCCUUUUUAGUGGUGAGAACAUUGCUUGCUGCACAUAGAACACUUUUGCUGUUUUACAAACUUCUCUUCUUUAAAACUUAACUUUAUGGCCCCUAAAAUUAAUAGAAUAUAUCAAGUGCUCAUGUCUCUUGACUGCAGUGGCCGGGUUUGACGAAAAAAUUUAGGUGUGUGUGAAAUUUUGUUUGUUAUUCAACUUGAGCCCGUGCGCCUGGUACUGCCUUUUGAUUGGUUCACAACUGACCACUUGGUCUCAGGGGAAUCUACAUUACAUUAGGUUACACUUUUUUCAGCUCGAUCGAGAAUUUUUCUGCCUAUUGCCCAGUCCUUGCGCGGCUCUAUUCUGCUGCCGCCUCGCCAUCCGAGCGUCUUCGCUCGGAUGGCUCGUUGGCAAUAAAGUAUGGACGUGUAAAAUGAUUGCGGUCUAGAAGUGUGUACAACGUUUUAUUCGCAUGCAUGGAAAGUAGUGCAUCAUACCUGGGGGAUGGAAGAAUGGGUCUCUAGCCAUGCAUUCGAGAAGUUAUAAGAAAAUGCACACAAUAGUGGCGGUAAUUUAUCCUGCGCGAAGAAUUAUGGGGUAACUGUCAUUGUGUUCUUGUUUUGAAUUGAAGAAAGAUCCUCACUGUUAUAUACACCACUUGGUCAGAUUUAAACCUAAAGAAGAAACGAGAAUCAUAACAUCAUACAGUACUCUCUCGACAUCAGUGGUCCUAGUAAUUUUACAGGACGCGUGUGAUAUAUAAAUCUAGUUUAUGGACUUGCUGGGUCCCUUAGAGUGACUCCGUAUCUCAGCUCCAUAUCUCAGCCCGGUGUUUGGGAGAUCAAAGGGAGGAAACUCCUUUUUUUUUCUUUUUGUGCCCCGCUUGAAACGUGACGAUUAUCACAUCUUCCCUUCCACCACCGAACUUGAAAUUUAAAGUUAACCACCUCCCUCUACCGCAAAAGCGAUCCCCUGAAGUCCUCACAAUACGUAAACGUGAUUCAAGAACGAAUGACGUACAUUUUAGAUCGCUAGAAAACAAAUGAACGGUUUAGGCCGCGAGGAGAUACCCCUCCCAGAGAAACGCAUUGUUGGGCUUUUAAACUGAGCAACAGAUUUGCUGGGUACAUUUUCUACAUAGGCAAGGGUUUUUGCGGUAGCAAAUUAUACGCUAGGAAGACUGCAUUGUCACAUGCAUAAAACCUUGUGUUGUGUCUCUCUAGGUGUGGGAUCCGAGCGCAGUGGACAUAGCAGACUACAUACGCAUAAGGGUAGGACAUGGUCUGACUCCGUCGAAAGCCACACUGUUACUAGGAACGGUACAGCAGUUCAGCACUAGUGUUAUAUCAGAAGGUACUAUUAGAAAUCAGUCGAAACAAAAAAAAGAUUCUUAUACAUGUCUCCUCCUGGCAUUAAUCACGUGUGUAUGAGCAUGCGCUUGUGUAACGAUGGGUCUUUAUUUGAUGCAACUUUGGCUCUUUAAGUUACUACGGCUAUACACCGACUUUUAAUAUGCGAUUAAUCUUCCUGCUCUUCACACAAUUUAUGCCAUAGACCCAGUUACCAUCAGGAAUUUACACCUUUUGCUGUUCAUUACGAGAAAAUACGCAUUCAUUUGCAUGAAAAGGCACAAAGGCCAAAUUUGUUUGAAUUUCUAUUGUUUAAUUGAAAAUCGAUUUUUGUAUAUUAAAUGUAAAGAACACUCAACUGAUUGUACAAGCACAUUUAAUGUUUGUCUUAUCCAUCCUAAGGUUGUCCAGGAAUGCUAUUGAAUUGCAAACAGUGUCGUAAAAAUGUUAAUGAAUAGUGUUUGCACUUUAAUGUAUGUCAGUUGUUCCUAUUGACUUUCAAGAUGGUAUUAAUGACUUUGAUGUUGGCCUUAAUGAAAGUAUGUUUCUCUCUUUUGUAAGCCCAAUGACGCAUAUGAAUGCCCAAAAGUGAAAUGAAUGUUGAUUAAAAUGCAAAAAUCGUAAUUGAAACUGAUUUAUGCGCAAAUCUUCGUAUUUUCGCGCUAAUGAAUGUAUCUUCGCACUAUUGGUCGCCGUUUCACGCAAAAGACUGCGUAUUUUCUCGUAAUGAACAGCAAAAGGUGUAGUGGAAUAUCUCCAUUUUUUACUAUCUUGUAGUAUUGUCAAGGUUAGACGAUAACAUGGGGGAAAGUAAUCUUUGUAGUCAUUUUAUUUGUACAGAAGUAUAUAACCCUGAAGCGACUAAACCUAACCUUAUCUGUUUAGAACCAUGCUGAGGAUUUUUAGCCGACGUAGCCGUCUAGUCAGAAGCACGGAAUUUUUUUUUUGCCCAAAUAUAAUCAGAGAAUUCAAGGCUAAAAACUUGGAGCUUGUUACGCUUAUACGUGUAUUUCUACGACCGAAAGAAAUCGUUCCGUGGCAUAAAAGAUAAAGUAAUUUUGCUGCUAUAAAAUGCAACCCUGGGAACACAUAAAGAGCCACAAUGUUAAACGGUAUGGCUUGAAAACUUCGACCAGCGACGAAGUAAGUUAAGGCUGUUUACAUUUCUUCACUAUAUCGCGAAGCCUCUCGCCGAAAUCAGCAAAAUUCGUCUGCAGUCUGUUUGACCUCAAGCUACUAGCUGCAAACCUAUCUACCAGUUAUCUGUAACUUCUGUUCUCAUUCAGUAAAACCAGCAUGGUGACUUCAAACAAAAUGAUAUGGCAAGCUUUGCAGAAGCGUUGUACAAGGCGACGAAGUUGGAACGGAAUCUUUUUUUUUUUCGGAGUGUAGAAUUUUGAAUUCUUUCAGAACUGUACACGAACCAAUUACAUGAGUAUGGCAGUUUUGAUUAGACUUGUGACGUGUAAAAGUUUGUUUUCGUUUUGGGGACAAAGAAAAGUUUUAAGCUGCAAAAUUUACCUUCGGGGAGUUCGACCUUGUUUCCUUCACGGCGAAGCCCUUGUCCUUUUCUGAACUGCGACCAAGUCAGCAAAGUUUUUCAAGAAUUUUCGGGUACAUUUUACACAUUAUGCUCUUGGAAAGUACGUUAUUGAAAGGAGAUUUAUGUAUCUGUAAAUGUUUCAUAGACGUUUUAUAGGUUUUUGAUAGAGUUUUAAAGAAAAAUUGGGGAAUGUGCCCGAUUUGAGACAGAUUUAGUGUCAAUUUUUGCCAUGUGCUCAGCCGAUUUUACUUUUGUGAACGGAUCCACGAUACAGUCAGUGUUACGUGAUUGCUUUCAAAGGUAAACUUAUGGGUUUUCGAUUAAAAUUUUUCAAGAAACGAUUUGUCUGUCUAUUGUUUUCUGUUUGUUUAUUUAUAAAAUUAGUUGAAAACAUCGUGAGACAGCAUCUAUGUAAGCAACUUGCAUUUCAUUCUUCUUAUUACACGCAUCACUUCUGCGAAGAUGUCAGCGAAUUUUAUACAAUUUUUACUUUCGAGUUCAGUAGCUAGUUUAUUAGAAAAUAUGUCACUAGUUAUUCUAGAUAGAUAGAAAGUAAUUUUUUUUAAGGUUAUUUGCGCUAAUGGUCACCCAAAAACCCGUUUUUGAAGUGACAACUUCAAGAAAUCGCUUCUCGUACGGUGCAUGUCAUGAGUAGUCGACUUUGUCCUGUUCGGAGGAAGUCAAUCCUGGUCAUUUGGGUCUGAAUAAUAUUCCGUUUUUCGUCAAAUAGUUAACCUCGUAAAACAGUAGUUGCCUUUUGCAGUCCAUCAUGUAGAUCUCGAUACAAGUUUUCCCAAGCACUUGCGCGAUAAUCUCGCUUAUCGGUAAUUCCAUAUUGGGAAGUAAAUUUUGAUUGAUUCCCUAAAAAUCCGCGUCAUUGGGACAGAGUUAUACGCUUGGCGGUUGUAUGCUUCUGAUUUGUAUUAACCUACAUUUGAUGGCAUUGUGUGAUAUCCUGUCGGAAUUUGCUAUCCUAUGACGGUUUGUUAAGCAGUGGACGUUAGAAACUACUUCUUUUUAGUUUGUCUCAACGUCUGAUAUUCUCUACACCACCAGUUUUUUUCCUUUUAAAGAAACUUUACAGACCCAAAGGAUCUCAUUAGUUAGUCAUCUGAUACACCUGGGUUCAAAGCAAUGGCCGAAACAUUUUGGUCAGGUAUUUUUUGGUACGAAUUAAAAUUUAACGAGUUUAUAUGUAAGUGUAAACUUUUUUAUGAUUUGUAGUUCUUUUCACUCAUAACACCAAAUGAGAUGUCCGUAUACCUUAGUUCAAUUAUCAAUAUCACGGUGGAAAUUUAUCAGGAAAGGCAUUCCGUAUAAUUUGUCUCUAAUACUCCAAUUGAAAAUUCGUAUUUUUUUGGCACAGCCUUUAUUUCCGUCAGAAAUUUCAGGCUUUCCUGUUUCACACCUGAAAAGCGACAAAAUUUCACUCAUCGAGUCACGCCUGCAAAACGUAACUCAAAAGGGCCUCAAAAGGUCCAUCGUCAUUUUUUCGUACUAACAGGAAUUGUUCUCCAAUUUAAGGUGUUGGAGGUGUGUGGUCUUCCUCAAAUAGCCGAGUGAUCAACAUCAACUCGACAACUGGCGUCGCUGUGGCAACAGCGGCAGGAACAGCUAUUAUUUAUUACAGGAUCCCAGAACUUUAUUCUGCGCAGACGGAAGUCAAAGUCGAGAGUUUGACUUAUAUCCGUGUCAUCCCAGAUGACUCUUUGAUUAUUACAACCGUCCAACGUCAUGAUGGCCGAGGUUUUGUCAUUCCCGUCAGUUUGGGUCACGAUACGCUUUCUGUAGAGGAGACAUCCAAAACUUCUGGCCUUCCCGAUGGAAUACUGUUAUAUGAAGGCUUGGGAGCUCAGUAUUCUAUUCCUGUCCACUGCAUUCUUAACUCGGACUAUGGUAAUAACUUCUUUGGGGACAUAAACUUCUACGAUCCGUACGACGUUUUUGAAGUCAAGCCUGGUCUAUUUAAUGGCAAACUGAUGUGUUACUUGAUUCCAAGAAUUUUGACAGCAGAUGUCGAGCAUGCUGUAAUUAUGAGCGAGGCGAAGCUCAGCCUUACUGUUAAGGUGUUUGAUGAGAUUCACGGACGCAGCAUCUCAUCAGAGGCUACAAGCCUGCCAUUUUUACCUCCCUUCCAGCUCGGGGAUACUGAACUGGAGUUAACAGCUGACACAAGAAAAACGACUAUCACUGUCGUAGGCACUGCUGAGCAGCUAAAUAACCUAGAGGUAAGAGAUUUCCUGUUACUUUUGAAUAAAAAGAACAUGGAGUAAAUAGACCGGUUAAAAUAUUUCACUCCCAGAGUCAUUCCUUCAUAUUUGUUACGUGAUUUUUAAGUCUUAAGCUCAUAUCAAACCUCAUAGCUCAAUUACUCAAUUGGAAGCUGCAACUGCUUCUCACUUAGCUUUGGUAAAAUGUUUAUAAUACAGUCAACUCCCUUUAUAGCGGACACUGUAGGGACCUUAAGUUAGUGUCCUCUGUAGCGAGAGUCCUUAAUAGCGGGAGUUUAUUUCAGUCAAAUGUCUGUAAUUUAUUUUUGCCCGGAAUUUAUCUGCUGUCCGUAUUAUCGAGGUGUCCGUUAUAGCGGGGUGUCCGCAAGGCGAGAGUUGACUGUAUAAGAACCCAGUGAUUUGAGAACUUACAGGUUUAAAUUUGGCAUUAAGUACCCCAAAAUAUAAGAAACUGUUCAGCCUGGAAAAGAAAAAUACGUUCUUAUGCAAAAAAAUCACCCAAAUUUUGAUCGUCAAAAUUCUGGUUUUUAAUUGUGUGAGAAACUUCUGACAAAAAGUUAUUGUGUAUAUGUUUUCUUUGAUUUACGUUUGUUUGGAUUUUCACAAGAAAUCGUUUUCCAUAAACCAUUAUGUAUCAGUAGCACAAUUUUUCUGCCAAUGGCUACACUACGACAACCUCUGAAAAAUAACCUAUUAAGAACCUAAUUAGCCGGAAUUGUGAAGAACUACCCUAUAAUAUAAGAACCUGUUCAGCCUAACCCCAAAAAUUCUAGGUUCUUAUAUGUAGGCUUUUACUGUAUUUGGACUUUCUAAUGUUGUGAACUGUAGCUGAAGAUGACUAAUCAGUACAGCACCUGUGGUUUCGUUUGUUUUAAAAAAUAUUCCAUAUUAAACAGGGCUCGAAAUUAACUUUUUCGUUCGGGAGCCAGCUGGCGACUAACGGAAAAAUUUUGGUCGCCAGAUCGUAAAUUUUGGUCGCCAGCUUAUUUUAUAUAUAACUUAGACCCUGUUUACAUGGAGUGUGGGGACCGCAGUCUAGUGGGGUAGGUUUCUUUUGCUUUGUGUCCCCCAGGGAGUGAAAACAAAAGAAACCAACCCCACUAGACCAGGGUCCCCCACUCCAUGUAAAGAGGCCCUUACACAAGAACACGAUUUUAUACGUUACUUUGCAUGCAAGAAAAGUCACAACUGAAGAGCGAAAACAAUUAGAAACAACAUGAGUAACACUUAGUUAUAAAGCUACCGUUGUUCUCAGGUGAUAUGUCUCAGGUCCGAAGGUGAUGGUUGUCUCCAUAGUCAUUUUAAAUGAAGCGAAGCAUAAAACGUUUUAAGUCCGUGGUUUUCAUUCUGAGACAAACACGGGUCCUUGCGUAUUUGCCCUUUGCUACUUCUACGAAAUGGCGUUCUUUAUUUUCGACUUGCUUUCCUCGACGCCUUUCGCUGCCGACAAACAACGCCAUGCUUGGCCCAGGCCACCACAUUGCUCGUACCAGUCUCCGACCGGGAGGAAACAUAAAUGGGCUUAGUGCCGUUUUUAGGUCUUCGUUUCAUUUUAGACAGAACGUUGUAGGAAAGUAAAACCUAAAAUAUUGCGGGAGUUUACGGAAGCACCGCUUGAAUUGAAUCGCUAUCUCCUUACCUUAAAGUAUAAAGAAACGUUGUUAAGAACUAUUCACUCAGGUACUUUUUCUAUUAGUGAUAGUUAUAUCCAUUUAUUAACCGCCCACUUUCCCUACAUCAACAACUGAUGAAGGAUUCAAAGUUUGGAUUAACCUUUUGGCUGAAUCUUCAUUCCCCGCACGUAAAUACUCACGUAUUUCCUUCAACUGAUUUGUAUCUGCCGCCAUUUUCGCGGCAAAUGAAAAGCACAUGGUGUUGAAGUGCGCCUGCGAUCUCAGUUUCGGAAGAAGCCACUGAAACAAUAUGGCGCGUCGUGAACGCAGUAUCGACGUUUCGAAAUACAUUCAAUUUUUUCGAUUAUCUUGUAGUAUUCAGACAUUAUUUUACUGGGGACAGAAAGGUGAGUUGGAUACUAGCUACCAUAUCCGAUUGAUUUCCUAAUAUAAAGAUUUAAAAACAAAAGUUGUGUCGUGGUUUUCUUUACCCAUCGGACAAAACGCGAGUCGCCAGCUGGCGACCAGUUCUGAAAAUUUGGUCGCAUUGGCGACCAGUGAGUCGCAAUGUCGAGCCCUGCAGGGAUACUGAAUUUUCGAUGUUUGCGUAAUUUUGUUUUUAAUUUCCCGGUUUUAGAGCUUACCAGUUUAUAAAGUAAUUUUAGGAUCGUCAUUUCAUUUUUCUUUUUUCACCAGGUAAGGUCCCAGGACUCAUCACUAGUAGACCUCUCAUACCUAUCUCGUACGGGAGACAGACGAGUAGAAUACGCGAUAGAAGUGAUAGGACAGAAUCCCAAAUCAUUUAAGAAAUUAUGGGUGGAAUUUAAAAGCAAGCUAACGGGCCAGCGAGCGUUAGUGUACGUCUCCUACUCUGCCCCUUAUGGAGGUGCCGUCCCGAUUUUGUUGCAAGGUGGAGGAGAAAGCGGACAACAGUGUCCGACAGCCACAGGAACACCAACCGACAGGAGUUUUCAAGGUUUCCUUCUAACGCUACUUGGCCACACAAGUGCUUGGAUCAUUGGGUUCUCCCUCUUUAUUGGCUUGCUCAUUCUUGUAUUGAUCUUGUGCUGCACACCAAGGCACAGGGAUGUUGGUCCAGGUGGUGUUACGACGAGUCCUGUUUCAAGCGCCUACGGUGGUACCCCAUUUCGUGGGAGCUCAUACGGCCAGGAACCAUAUCGUGAAUCCCCUGCGGGAACCUAUUCUGCUGGAAGACGCCCCUAUGUUUUUUCAUCAGGGGCAGGUGAUAUAUCAUCAGGACGAUCUAUCCCCGAGGAAAACGAUGAUACUCGACGAGAGCGUCUUGCGACAUACAGGCGUACCCAUACUACCAGCCGUGCCUUUCUAUCUGAAGAAGGUUCUCAAACACCCGGAGGUUCACUGCCUUUAGGUCGCGUAUCUCCGAGUAAAUCUCCUGGUCUUUUCAGUGUUACCCAGUAACACAGUGGAAGUUAUUUGUUUUAGGGUUAGGGUUUUGAUAUAAAGAAGGCUUAGCGUGGUGUGAUAUUUUCCAUUUAUGGCAAUCUCAGUUUAAUAAGACAUCUUUGGCCAUUUCCUUGCUCCUUAGAUUUUAUGAGAAAGGAGCUUUCUCGCUUGUUCGCGUGCGAUAACCGGAUGUAUUGGCAAGAAAAACUACUGUAAGCUCUUGCUGCUUGUGGACGCAUGUCUUCCUUUCAUAGUCUUUUAUGACAAGCAAGUCAGUAAUUUCUUUUUGUCACGUCAAAGCAGAAGUGGCGUUUACCGAGUUGUUUUGCUUAGAUGUACUGUGUCCAUUAUGGGUUUACGGUCCAUGCAUCACCUCACUUUAAAAGGAAUAUCAAUGCGUUUCUCUCGUAGGCUAUAAUAUUUGAAUUACAUUUUCGGCCCCCCUGAUUCGCCAACAUAUUUAUUUAUUCACCAGGCUUAAAAUUCACCACCUCUUCAACUAAGGAAAUGACACCUAUUGACAGUUCAAUUGCAACAGUACGUGAACAUUUAGGUCGCAGGUCCAGCUGGCUCUGGGAAAACUAGUUAUUUUUUCCCAAGUCGGCUGUGUUUUUGACAGAAACCCAUCAUUCUACAUUGUCUAUGCGGUAAGAGUUAUAAUUAAUACUAACCAUGACUACAAAAAUCGUUUUGUUCUAAUCUACUGAAUAUGGUACACUAGCACUGCAAAUAGCGUGCGAUCAUUGCUUUCUUUUUCUCGUCGUUUACUAAACCAACAAUUCGUAUUUCUGGAUACAAUUUGAAUUAUUGUUGAAAGUAAAAAAGAACACAUUCACAAGUUAACCCCUCCUUCCUACAACCCUUCUAAAGUCGAACAUUUAGUCAUGCAAUCUCUUGUUCAAUUCAAGUGAAUCUCUUUGGCAGAUAUUUUCAAUAGCACUUUUCACUUUCUGCAUCGUGUGAGAUGAAAUCUGAAGCCUGUCUUGAAUGUUCGACUUUGGGUUGUCUAAGGAGUGAAGGGACCACUGUGAGAAGUAUUUGCCGUCAUUGUACUAUUUCUUUUGAAACAUUAAAUCGCUGCUUCAGAAAGCUUAGUUCGGAUGUACCUCGUACGUUAGCUCUUGGACUUGAUUUUAAUGAACUUACAACAAAUGGAAAAGCUUUCACUCUUGUGCGAUAUUCUAAUAACAAAAACAACCUUAUUGUCGGUCUUUUGUAGUAGGUUUGUCUCGAUAAAAUAUACGUGGUAAGAUGAUUUUCGUCCUUUCAUUAGUGCUGAUAUUGUGCUUCUGCUCUUCAACACUGCUCCUAUGUACAAAAAGAAUUCCUAUUGGCGGUGAACAAUAAAUUUAAAAAUUGGGAAGAA